AUGAGCGCCAUCGGGCAAGACAAGGCGUAUGAUCGCCUUGCCAACCCGUCUCGGGCAAGUAUUAUCUCUUCAAACCGGUACUCCGAACCUGUCGAGCAAUCCUUUGCCCAGGGCAGACUGUGGUUCCUUCACCAGCUGAAGCUCGGUGCGAGCCGGGACAUUACGCCGGCCGCGAUCCGACUCCGGGGCCAUCUCGACAUCGAUGCGCUGAACGCUGCCUCGCGCGCUCUGACGCAGCGCCACGAGACGCUCCGAACGACGUUCAAGGAGCAGGAUGGCGUGGGCGUACAGGUUGUGCACGCCUCGGGUCUCGAAAGAGGGUUGAGGAUUGUUGAUGCCUCGAGCCGCGAUUUGGCCCAACUCCUGGCAAAGGAACAAACCAUGAGGUUCGACCUAGAGUCUGAGCCAGCUUGGAGAGUUGCACUGUUCAAGGUGGCCGAGGAUCACCAUAUUCUUUCCAUUGUUGUACACCAUAUCAUCUCGGACAGCCGGUCUCUCGACAUUAUUCAGCAGGAGCUUGGAGAACUCUACGCGGCCGCCUCGCAGGGGAAAUCGAUCUCGGCCUGUCCCUUGGGUCCAAUUCCCAUUCAAUACCGCGACUUGACGACAUGGCAGAACCAGGACGAGCAAGUCGCUGAGCAGGAAAGGCAGCUCGGAUACUGGAUCGAGCAGCUCGACAACAACACACCGGCCGAACUCCUCAUAGAGCUUCCCCGGCCAGCUAUCCUAUCUGGCAAAACUGGCAAGAUCUCCUUCUCGAUUGAAGGAUCGGUAUACGAAGAACUUGUGGCCUUCUGCCUCUCCCAGCAAGUAACCGCCUACGCCGUGCUGCUGGCAGCGUUUCGCGUAGCGCACUUUCGCCUCACCGGAGCCGAGGAUGCAACCAUCGGUGCGCCCGUUGCCAACCGCGACCGGCCGGAGCUGGAGCACAUGGUUGCUCCCUUGGCCACUCUGCAGUGCAUGCGAGUCGUGCUCGAUGAGGACGACACCUUCGCGUCGGUGCUGCGGCAGAUCAUGUCCGUCAUGACAGAGGCACAUGCCAACCGCGACGUCCCCUUUGAACGCAUCGUGUCUGCGUUGCUGCCUGGGUCGACAGAUACAUCACGACACCCGCUUGUGCAGCUCAUGUUUGCUCUGCAUCCCGCCGAGGAUACGGGCCGAGCCCGGUGGGGGUUGCUCGAGGCUGAGACUCUGCAGAGUGCGGUCCCAACACGAUUCGACAUGGAGAUGCACCUGUUUGAGGGAGAUGGCCGGUUCGAUGCAAACGUGCUGUUCUCCACGGACCUUUUCGACGCAGAAGCCAUCUCCAGCGUGGUUUCCAUCUUCCGGGAAGUCCUGCGCCGUGGCAUCUCGGAGCCUGCGGUGAAUGUGACGACGAUGCCGCUCACCGAUGGGCUUGGCGCGAUCCGGGACAUGGGCUUGCUGGAUAUCGGGACCACCGACUACCCCCGCGAGGCGAGCGUGAUUGAUAUGUUCCAGGAGCAGGUGGCCUUGAAUCCAAGCGCCACAGCCGUGGCCGACGCUUCGUCAAGAUUGAGCUACUCUGAGCUGGAUCACAAGUCAGAUCAGCUGGCCGCGUGGCUGCGCAGGCGGCAGCUCAAGCCGGAGACCUUGAUUGGCGUCUUAUCUCCUCCGUCUUGCGAGACCAUGGUUUCCUUCCUCGGUAUCCUCAAGGCUAAUCUGGCUUAUCUGCCUCUCGAUAUCAACGUCCCCUUGGCACGCAUCGAAUCAAUCCUCUCGGCCGUGGACGGGCACAAGCUCAUCCUGCUUGGGAGCAAUGUGCCCCAACCCAAGGUGGAUGUGCCCGAUGUUGAAAUGCUGCGGAUCAGCGAUGCCCUGAAAGGGUCCCAGAUGAAUGGGCUUGCAGGGAAACAGGCGACUGCAAAACCUUCGGCGACUGACCUGGCCUACGUCAUCUUCACCUCGGGAUCGACUGGCAAGCCAAAGGGCGUCAUGAUCGAGCAUCGGGGUAUCGUACGCCUCGUGAAAGGAACAAACAUUAUUUCGCCCGUCCAGGCAGCAGUGCCGACAGCUCACCUGGCCAACAUCGCUUUCGAUCUCUCAACAUGGGAGAUCUAUACCCCUAUCCUUAAUGGCGGCACUCUUGUCUGUAUCGAACACUCUGUCACGCUGGAUAGCAAGGCACUAGAAUCUGUGUUCACUGAGGAGGGUAUUCGUGUGGCCUUCCUUGCUCCUGCUCUGAUCAAGCAGUGUCUCGCCGACAGACCGGCCAUCUUUGAGGGCCUGGAUAGCCUGUACGCCAUUGGCGAUCGCUUCGACCGACGUGACGCCCUCCAUGCAAAGUCCUUGGUGAAGCAUGGUGUUUAUAAUGCCUACGGCCCAACCGAGAAUUCCGUCGUCAGUACCAUCUACAGCGUCUCCGAGGCUUCACCGUUUGUCACGGGGGUGCCCGUUGGCCGGGCCAUCAGCAACUCGGGCGCCUACGUCAUGGAUCAGGAUCAGCAACUGGUUUCUCCCGGAGUGAUGGGGGAGCUUGUGGUUUCUGGAGACGGUUUAGCUCGAGGAUAUACCGAUUCAGCUCUGGAUAAGGACCGAUUUGUCGUGAUGCAGAUCAACGGCGAGUCCAUCCGGGGCUAUCGUACGGGAGACCGGGCACGAUACAGCCUCAAGGGUGCCCAGAUUGAGUUCUUUGGCCGCAUGGAUCAGCAGGUCAAGAUCCGUGGCCACCGUAUCGAGCCAGCCGAGGUAGAGCACGCUUUACUCAACAACGACCAAGUACGCGAUGCAGCAGUGGUUAUCCGGAGACUGGAGGAUGAAGAGCCUGAGAUGAUUGCCUUCGUUACCACGCAGGGUACGCUCCCUGAUCACCUCCUCAACAUCAACGGCAACGGCCACGGCCACGUUCCCGACGGCAGCAAGAACGACCAAUUCGCCGUUCACGUCGAGAGUGAACUGCGCCGGCGUUUGCAGAUGUUGUUGCCCUCCUACAUGAUACCGGCCCGCAUCGUGGUGCUCGACCAUCUCCCUCUCAACCCCAACGGCAAAGUCGACCGGAAGGCGCUGGGUCAGUCGGCCAAGACUGUGCAGAAGAGCAAGCUGGUCUCACAGCGCGUCGCCCCACGCAAUGAGAUCGAGGCCGUGCUGUGCGAGGAGUUCAGGAGUGUGCUUGGUGUCGAGGUUGGCAUCACCGAUAACUUCUUCGACCUGGGUGGUCACUCCUUGACAGCCAUGAAGCUCGCGGCACGCAUCAGCCAGAGGCUCGACAUUCAAGCAUCCGUAGCAACUGUCUUUGAGCAGCCGAUGCUUGCUGACCUCGCCGCCACGAUCCAUCGCGGCUCGACCGUAUAUAGCAUCAUCCCUACGACAGAAUACACUGGACCGGUGGAGCAGUCAUUUGCCCAAGGCCGUCUAUGGUUCCUUGAGCAGCUGAACACCGGCGCCUCAUGGUAUAAUGUGAUGCUCACCGUACGACUACGAGGCCACCUCGAAGUGAAUGCGCUGGGAACGGCCCUGCUCGCGCUGGAGAAACGGCACGAGACUCUUCGGACAACCUUUGAGGAACGGGACGGGGUUGGCAUGCAGGUCGUCCACGGCAGUCUUAUGGGGGAGCUGCGGAUGAUUGAUGUAUCAGAGAAAUCCGGCACUGCCGCGCAUGAGGCACUGAUGAAGGAGCAGUCAACACGCUUCGACCUGACUCGCGAGCCAGGUUGGAGAGUGGCGCUGCUGAAGUUGGCAGACCACCACAUCUUGUCGAUCGUCAUGCACCACAUUGUAUCGGAUGGAUGGUCUCUCGACCUCCUACGACACGAGUUGGGCCAGUUCUACUCGGCAGCUCUACGCGGCCAGGACCCAUUGUCGCGCGUCGAGCCACUCCCGAUCCAAUACCGCGACUUUGCGGCCUGGCAGAAGCAAGACAGCCAGCAGCAAGCAGCGCACCGGAGGCAAUUGGAGUACUGGACCAAGCAGCUUGCGGACAGCACGCCGGCAGAGCUCCUGACAGACUUCCCGCGGCCUUCGAUUCUAUCCGGAAAGGCUGGAAAGGUCCCCGUUGCCAUCGAGGGGUCUCUAUACGACAUUCUUCAAGGCUUCAGCCGCACCCAUCAAGUCACGUCGUUUGCUGUCCUACUCGCAGCCUUCCGUGCAGCACAUUUCCGGCUUACGGGAUCUGAUAACGCGACUAUUGGUGUCCCCAGCGCGAACCGGAAUCGGCCUGAGCUUGAGAACAUGAUCGGCUUCUUCGUCAACACACAAUGUAUACGUAUCACGAUCGAUGAAAACGACAACUUUGAAUCGUUGGUCCGGCAGGUUCGGUCGACGACUACAGCCGCACAGGACAAUCAGGAUGUCCCGUUCGAACAGGUCGUUUCCAGCCUCAUGCCGAGCAGCUCGAGAGAUGCAUCCCGGAACCCUCUGGUGCAGCUCAUGUUUGCACUGCACGGCCAGCAGGAUCUCUUCAAGAUCCAACUGGAAGGGACCCAAGAGGAGGUGAUCCCAGCAGAAGAAGUGACGAGGUUCGACAUCGAGUUCCAUCUCCACCAAGGCGCCAGCAAGCUGAGCGGUGAUAUCAUAUUCGCUGCCGACCUGUUCGAAGCCGAAACUAUUCGUGGCGUCGUCAGCGUCUUCCAGGAGGUCCUGAGGCGCGGAUUGCAACAGUCACAGACCCCGAUCAUGACAAUGCCACUCACCGACGGCAUUCCCGAGCUGGACAGGAUGGGCUUGCUGCACAUGGUCAAGACCGACUACCCCCGCGACAUGUCUGUGGUGGACGUAUUCCAACAGCAAGUUCGUCUCAGCGCCGAUGCUACAGCUGUUGUCGACUCAUCUUCGCGGAUGAGUUACGCCGAACUAGACCAGAGGUCCGAUCAGGUGGCAGCGUGGCUUCGCCAGCGACAGCUGCCAGCCGAAACCCUUGUGGCAGUGCUCGCACCACGCUCGUGCGAGGCCGUCAUUGCUCUCUUCGGCAUCUUGAAGGCUGGUUAUGCCUACCUACCGCUCGAUGUUAAUGUGCCAGCAGCGCGUCUUCGCGCCAUCUUGGCCGAGGUGAAAGGCGAAAAGCUGGUUCUCCUAGGAGCAGGUGAGCCAACACCGGAAGGCCAGUCGCCAGAGGUCUCGAUCGUGAGGAUUGCCGAUGCUACGAGCCCUGUCGGCCAUGCCAGCUCGCGUGAUGGCAAGCCCAAGCCAACCGCAGGCAGUCUCGCCUAUGUCAUCUUCACUUCCGGAUCCACUGGUCAACCCAAGGGUGUGAUGAUCGAGCACCGCGGAGUAUUGCGCCUUGUGAAGCAGACCAACAUUCUAUCCAGUCUACCGCCGGCGCAGACCUUCCGAAUGGCUCACAUGUCCAACCUUGCAUUUGAUGCAUCGAUAUGGGAGGUCUUCACAGCCCUUCUCAACGGAGGCUCUCUUGUAUGCGUCGACAGGUUUACCAUCUUGGAUGCUCAAGCGUUGGAGGCACUAUUCCUCAGGGAGCACAUCAACAUUGCACUCUUCCCACCCGCCCUGUUGAAGCAAUGCCUCACGGAUGCAGCUGCUACCAUCAAGUCUCUUGACCUCCUAUACGUAGGAGGAGACCGGUUAGACACAGCGGACGCAGCUCUAGCCAAAGCCCUAGUCAAGUCAGAGGUCUACAAUGCCUAUGGCCCAACGGAAAACACGGUCAUGAGCACUUUAUACCCGAUUGCUGACGCAGAACGAUUUGUUAAUGGUGUGCCAAUUGGCAGAGCCGUUAGCAACUCUGGGGUGUACGUGAUGGACCAGAAUCAGGAGCUUGUGCCGUUGGGCGUGAUGGGAGAGCUGGUAGUCACUGGAGAUGGUUUGGCUCGUGGCUACACCAAACCGGCUCUUAAUUCCGACCGGUUCGUUGAUGUCACUGUUCGAGGCCAACUUCUCAGGGCCUAUCGCACAGGUGACCGAGCUCGUUACCGGCCCAAGGAUGGCCAGGUUGAGUUCUUUGGUCGGAUGGAUCACCAGGUCAAGGUCCGAGGGCACCGCAUCGAGCUCGCCGAAGUAGAACACGCCUUGUUAAGCAGUGCCGGUGUGCACGAUGCUGUUGUCGUUUCACACACGCAGGAAGACAACCAGGGAGCCGAGAUGGUGGCCUUCAUCACCGCCCAAGACAACGAGACUCUCCAGGAAGCACAGUCGAGCAACCAAGUCCAGGAAUGGGAGAGCCAUUUCGAGACCACGGCCUACGCGGACAUCACGGCGAUUGAUCAAGACACGCUCGGCCGAGACUUUACAUCCUGGACCUCUAUGUACGAUGGAACGCUCAUUGACAAGAGGGAGAUGCAGGAAUGGCUUGACGAUACUAUGCGCACUUUCCUUGACGGCCAAGCAGCUAGCCACGUGCUUGAAAUCGGUACCGGCACCGGUAUGAUUCUGUUUAAUCUCGGUCAAGCUGGGCUGAAGAGCUACAUUGGACUGGAACCUUCCAAAUCCGCGGUUCAAUUCGUCAACAAGGUGGCCCAAACGUUCCCAGGCCUUGAGGGUAAGGCUCAAGUACAUGUUGGCACGGCGAUGGAUACGGGCCGGCUCAGCGCCUUGAGCCCGGAUCUGAUCAUCAUCAACUCCGUGGCCCAGUAUUUCCCAAGCCGAGAAUACCUCGCCGAGGUGGUUGAGGCCCUGGUCCGGAUUCCGGGUGUUCGCCGUAUCUUCUUCGGAGACAUGAGAACCUAUGCCACCCACAAAGACUUCCUUGUUGCCCGGGCGGUCCACACGCACGGUGGCAAGGUGACGAGAUCUAAAGUGCAGCAGGAGGUGGCCCGGUUGGAAGAACUGGAGGAGGAAUUGCUUGUCGACCCUGCCUUCUUCACGAGACUCAAGGAAUCUCUGCCGGAAGAAAUAGAGCAUGUUGAGAUCCUGCCGAAGAACAUGAAGGUCAACAACGAGCUGAGCUCAUACCGGUACGGCGCGGUUCUGCACAUCCGUAACCACAACCAGAAUCAAAGCAGGUCGAUUUACAAGAUCAAUGCAGAGUCCUGGAUCGACUUCGCCUCAAGCCAGAUGGAUAGACAGGGUCUUGCUCGACUGUUGAAGGAGAACAAAGAUGCCGAAAGCAUCGCUGUGUUCAACAUCCCUUACAGCAAGACUAUCGUGGAACGGCACAUCGCCAAGUCUUUGGCCGAUGACCACGGCGGCGGUGAUGCACACAGCUCAAUCGAUGGAGUCGCCUGGAUCUCAGCCGCGCGCGAGAAGGCGAGCCAGUGUCCAUCCCUUGAUGUGCAUCAACUCGUGCAGUUGGCCGAGGACGCUGGGUUCCGCGUCGAGGUCAGCUGGGCCCGCCAAAGGUCCCAGAACGGCGCUCUCGAUGCUUGCUUCCAUCACUUCCAGCCCACCGAGAACGAAAGCCGCGCGCUCGUCGAUUUCCCCACCGACUACAAGGGCCAACGGGCCAGAAGCCUGACGAACCGGCCCCUGCAGCGGGUUGAGAGCCGUCGGAUCGAAGCACAGGUCCGAGAGCAGCUCCAAGUAUUGCUCCCAGCAUACAUGAUCCCAGCCCGGAUUGUGGUUCUCCAGAACAUGCCGCUGAACACGAACGGCAAGGUAGAUCGCAAAGAGCUCACCCUUCGAGCCAAGGCCACGCCGCAGGCUAAGCCGAGCUCCGAACUCGUGGCUCCUCGGGAUGCUAUUGAAGCCAUCAUCUGCAAGGAAUUCAAGGAUGUUCUCGGCGUCGAAGUGGGUAUCACAGAUAACUUCUUUAAUGUCGGAGGACAUUCUCUUUUGGCCACAAAGCUCGCAGCGCGCCUGAGCCGACAACUCAAUGCCCAGAUCGCAGUCAAAGACAUCUUCGACCGGCCAGUUAUCGCCGAUCUGGCAGCCACAAUCCAGCAGGAUACCACGGAGCACAACCCUAUCCUACCGACCUCUUAUGACGGCCCAGUCCAACAAUCAUUUGCCCAAGGCCGACUCUGGUUCCUCGAUCAACUGAAUGUCGGCGCCACAUGGUAUCUCAUGCCCUUCGCAGUCCGGCUGCGAGGGCCUCUGGUUGUUUCUGCUCUCGCUGCCGCUCUUCUGGCCCUAGAGGAGCGCCACGAGACACUGCGAACGACCUUUAUCGAACAGGAAGGUAUCGGCAUGCAGGUCAUCCAUCCGUUUGCCCCCAAGGAACUGAGGGUGAUCGAUGUCUCGGGCGAGGAAGAUAGCACUAUCCAGAAGAUACUGGAAAAGGAGCAGACGACACCCUUCAAUCUUGCUUCUGAGCCCGGUUUCAGACUAGCAUUACUGAAGACGGGAGAGGACGAGCACAUCCUCUCGACAGUGAUGCACCAUGCAAUCUCUGAUGGCUGGUCUGUCGAUAUCUUCCAGCAAGAAAUCGGCCAGUUCUACUCAGCAAUCCUUCGCGGACACGAUCCUUUGGCCCAGAUCGCACCGCUCUCGAUCCAGUAUCGCGACUUCGCGACUUGGCAGAGGCAGACAUUCCAAGUCGCAGAGCACCGGCGGCAGCUUGCAUACUGGGCUAAGCAGCUCGCCGAUAAUAAACCAGCCGAGCUGCUGACCGAUUUCAAGCGACCGCCUAUGCUCUCCAGCCGCGCGGGCGAGAUCCCGGUGGUCGUCGACGGCUUGAUCUACGAGAAGCUUCAGGACUUCUGUCGAGUCCGUCAGGUGACAGCCUUUACCGUGUUGCUGGCCGCUUUUCGCGCAGCGCACUAUCGUAUGACCGGGACUGAGGAUGCGACGAUUGGCACACCUAUCGCGAACCGUAACCGGCCGGAGCUUGAGGGCUUGAUCGGCUUCUUCGUCAACACACAGUGCAUGCGUAUCACCGUCGAUACAGAGGAUUCGUUCGAAACGUUGGUUCACCAGGUUCGAGAAACGACGCUGGCUGCACAUGCCAACCAGGAUGUUCCUUUCGAACAGAUUGUCUCAAACAUCUUGCCCGGAUCGAGCGAUACUUCUCGGAAUCCGCUAGUACAGCUCAUGUUUGCUCUACAUUCGCAGCAGAAUCUUGGCAAGAUCCGUCUGGAGGGUAUCGAGGAGGAGAUCAUCCCCAUUGCUGAGACCACGAGAUUUGAUAUCGAGUUCCAUCUAUACCAAGAGGCCGAGAGGCUGAAGGGUAGUAUCGUCUAUGCAGCUGAUCUCUUCGUGCCCGAGACUAUACAGAGCGUCAUCAACAUCUUCCAAGGCAUCCUGAAGAAAGGCCUCUGCGAGCCCGAUAUGCCCGUCGCCUCCAUGCAGCUUGAUGGUGGGCUGGAGUCCCUCCGAAGCACAGGACUGCUGCACCCUCAGCAAACUGAUUAUCCGUCCGAUGCUUCAGUGGUGCAGAUCUUCAAACACCAGGUGGCGGUUAACCCUGAUGUCAUCGCGGUGAGAGAUGAAUCAACACGGCUGAGCUAUGCCGACUUGGAUCGGAAGUCGGAUCAGGUGGCCUGCUGGCUAUCUCGGCGAGGUAUCGCUCCUGAGACGUUCGUGGCGAUCCUGGCACCACGCUCGUGCGAGACAGUCGUGGCUAUCCUCGGUGUGUUGAAGGCCAACCUUGCAUAUCUGCCUCUUGAUGUCAAUGUUCCUGCGUCUCGGCUUGAGGCCAUCCUUUCGGAGGUGUCGGGAUCCAUGCUAGUCCUUGUGGGCGCAGAGACCCCGAUUCCAGAGGGGAUGGCUGAAGCGGAGACGAUCCGGAUCACAGAGAUUCUCGCCGACGCAAAGACCGACGACAUCAGCGGGCUGGCCACGACUCAGCCCACCGCAGGAAGCCUUGCGUAUGUGAUCUUUACAUCUGGAUCGACUGGUCGACCAAAGGGUGUCAUGGUCGAGCAUCGUGGAAUCGUACGUCUUACAAAGCAGACCAACAUCACAUCCAAGCUGCCAGAGUCCUUCCACAUGGCCCACAUAUCGAAUCUUGCCUUCGAUGCCUCCGUGUGGGAGGUGUUCACCACGCUUCUCAAUGGAGGCACAUUGGUGUGUAUCGACUAUUUCACUCUCUUGGAGAGCACGGCGCUCGAGAAGGUCUUCUUCGACCAACGCGUCAAUGUUGCUCUGCUGCCUCCAGCCUUGCUGAAACAGUGCCUCGACAACUCACCCGCUCUGAUCAAAGCCCUCAACGUUCUCUAUAUUGGUGGUGAUAGGCUAGAUGCUUCUGAUGCUGCCAAAGCAAGGGGGCUCGUCCAGACGCAAGCUUUCAAUGCCUACGGCCCAACGGAAAACACAGUCAUGAGCACCAUCUAUCCCAUUACCGAAGACCCCUUCGUCAAUGGUGUGCCCAUCGGUCAUGCUGUCAGCAACUCGGGAGCUUUUGUCAUGGACCAGAACCAGCAAAUCGUCCCCCCUGGUGCAAUGGGAGAACUCAUCGUGACUGGAGACGGCCUUGCUCGAGGCUACACCACUUCCUCUCUUAACGCUGGUCGAUUUAUCAACGUUGAUAUCGAUGGCGAACAAGUCAGGGCAUACCGCACAGGAGAUCGAGUGCGCUUCCGACCAAAAGACCUGCAGAUCGAAUUCUUCGGCCGUAUCGAUCACCAGGUCAAGAUCCGCGGCCACCGCAUCGAACCAGCUGAGGUCGAGUUUGCUCUUCUGAGCCACGACCUGGUCACUGAUGCGGCAGUCGUCACCCAAUCUCAAGAAAAUCAAGACCUGGAGAUGGUUGGAUUCGUGGCCGCCCGAGUCGCUGAUGUUGGAGAGGAUGAGUCUAGCAACCAGGUCCAAGAAUGGCAGACUCACUUCGACAGCAUUGCAUACGCAGAUAUCACCGCCAUCGACCAGCAAAGCCUUGGACGGGACUUCAUGUCAUGGACCUCCAUGUAUGAUGGCAGCUUGAUCGAGAAGAGCCAGAUGCAGGAGUGGCUCGAUGAUACGAUGCGGUCACUUCUGGAUUCCCAACCCCCUGGUCACGUACUCGAAGUUGGCACAGGAACUGGCAUGAUUCUGUUCAACCUCGGCAGAGUAGGGGGUCUGCAAAGCUACGUUGGCCUAGAGCCAUCGCCAUCCGCAACCGCGUUUGUCAACAAGGCCGCCAAGUCAUUCCCUGGGCUUGAGGAUAAGGUCCGGGUUGAAGUUGGAACAGCAACUGAUAUCGACCGGCUGGGAGACGAUCUGCACGCAGGCCUCGUCGUCAUCAACUCGGUCGCUCAAUACUUCCCGAGUCAAGAAUAUCUCGCCCAGUUGGUCAGAGAUCUUACCAAGGUCCCUGGCGUGGAGCGUAUCUUCUUUGGUGAUAUGAGGUCGCACGCUAUCAACAGGGAUUUCCUUGUCGCUCGCGCAGUUCAUGCACUGGGCGAUAAGGCAACAAAGGCCGAGAUUCAGCGGGAGGUUGCGCGAAUGGAAGAGUCUGAAGACGAACUGCUCGUUGAUCCGGCCUUUUUCACCUCCCUGGCGACGCAAGUAGAGAAGAUCAAGGAUGUGGAGAUUCUCCCCAAGAGAAUGCGAGCCACGAACGAGCUGAGCUCGUAUCGAUAUGCUGCUGUUCUGCACGUCAAUGAGCUGAAGAAACCGGCACACAGGGUCAGUCCUGGCGCCUGGGUCGACUUUGCCGCGACGAAGAUGGAUCGCGAUGCCCUGAUCCGUCUGCUCAAGGGCACCAAAAGUUCCGACCACAUUGCGAUCGCCAAUAUUCCCAACAGCAAGACAAUCGUCGAGCGGACCAUCUGCGAAUCGGUUUACAACAUUAGCGGAGACGCCAAAGACUCGAACGACAGAGUCUCAUGGCUUUCGGCUGCUCGAUCGGAUGCCGUGAAAGUGGCUUCCCUCUCCGCGAUCGAUCUUGUCGACGUUGCACAAGAGGCAGGCUUCCGGGUCGAGAUCAGCUGCGCGCGGCAGUGGUCUCAAAAUGGCGCGUUGGACGCCGUAUUCCACCACCUUGACUUAUCACCACGGUCGUCUCGUGUGUUGGUCGACUUCUUGACCGACCACCAGGGUCGACCAGAAGAAACCCUGACGAACCACCCGCUGCACCGAGCACAGUCUCGACGCGUCGAGCGGCAGAUCCGAGAGAGACUCCAGACGCUCCUGCCAGCCUACAUGAUCCCGGCCCAGAUCAUGGUUCUUGACAAGCUACCUCUAAGCGCGAAUGGAAAGGUCGACCGGAAGCAGUUGGCCCAACGGGCUCAGACGGUACCCAAGGCGAAGCAAGUGUCUGCUCCUGUAGCCCCGCGCACAGAGAUCGAAAGGGUGCUCUGCCAGGAGUUCUCAGACGUCCUAGGGGUUGAUAUCGGAAUCAUGGAAAACUUUUUCGAUCUCGGUGGCCACUCGCUCAUGGCAACAAAGCUAGCCGCACGCAUUAGCCGCCGACUGGAGACUCACGUCUCCGUCAAGGAGAUCUUUGACCAUCCGCGAGUCUGUGACCUUGUUCUCAUAGUGCAGCAGGGAUCAGCGCCUCAUGAUCCCAUCGUCUCGACCAAAUACACCGGGCCGGUGCCUCAGUCGUUUGCCCAGGGUCGUCUUUGGUUCCUCGACCAGCUCAACUUUGGUGCAACAUGGUAUCUCAUGCCCCUUGCCGUCCGUCUUCGCGGUGCCUUGGACGUUCAUGCUCUUACCGCGGCCUUGCUGGCCCUCGAGAGACGUCACGAGCUCCUCCGCACCACGUUCUACGAACAAAACGGCGUCGGUAUGCAAAAGGUCAAUCCAGUUGUCACCGACACCCUGAGGAUCAUUGAUCUCUCCGACGGCGACGGCGAUUAUCUCCCGACAUUGAAGAAGGAGCAAACUGCUCCGUUCCACCUGGAAACCGAGCCCGGAUGGCGCGUGGCUCUACUGCGCCUCGGGCCAGGCGACUACAUCUUAUCUAUCGUCAUGCAUCACAUCAUUUCCGACGGCUGGUCUGUGGAUGUUCUCUUCCAAGAGCUGGGCCAGUUCUAUUCCGCGGCUGUCAAAGGCCACGAUCCCCUAUCGCAGACCACACCCCUCGCGAUCCAUUAUCGCGAUUUUGCUCUGUGGCAGAAGAAGCCAGCUCAAGAAAACGAACACGAGCGUCAGCUGCAAUACUGGGUCGAGCAACUUGCAGAUAGUGCCCCGGCUGAGCUGCUCGCGGAUCUGCCGCGGCCUUCGAUCCUCUCUGGUCAGGCUGGGGAGAUCUCGGUCACGAUCGAGGGAACACUGUACAAGAACUUGGAGGAAUUCUGCCGGGUCCAUCGCGUCACCUCCUUCGUGGUGCUGCUUGCGGCCCUGCGGGCAGCCCACUAUCGCCUCACAGGUUCCGAAGACGCAACUAUCGGGACACCAAUCGCCAAUCGCAACCGACCUGAGCUUGAGCAGAUAAUCGGCUUCUUCGUCAAUACACAAUGUAUACGCAUUGCCGUCAACGAGAACGAGACCUUUGAGUCACUGGUGCAGCAGGUCCGGUCAACGGCGGCAGCUGCAUUCGCCCAUCAGGACGUCCCGUUCGAGAAGAUCGUCUCUACCCUUUUGCCCGGUUCCCGAGAUGCAUCCCGAAAUCCACUUGUGCAGCUCAUGUUCGCGGUGCAUUCGCAGAAGAACCUCGGUGAGCUGAAGCUGGAAAACGCUCACAGCGAGGUUGUUCCCACGGAGAUCACGACUCGGUUCGAUUUGGAAUUCCACCUGUUCCAGCAAGAUGGCAAGCUUGAGGGCUCCAUCCUCUAUUCAACCGAUCUCUUCGAAGCAGUCUCGGUCCAGAGUCUUCUCUCACUAUUCCAGGAAAUUCUGCGCCGAGGUUUGAACGGUCCGGAUGUGCCUAUCAGUACCCUACCACUUCAGGAUGGAAUCGUCGACCUGCAAAGACAGGGCCUGUUGGAUGUCCAGAAGACAGAAUAUCCUCGCGAUUCCUCUGUGGUUGAUGUGUUCCAUGAGCAGGUCUCGAUCAACCCCGAUUCCAUUGCACUGAUACAUGGCUCGGAGAAGCUCAGCUACGCCCAGCUCGACAGGGAAUCUGACAGGGUCGCCCGCUGGCUCCGUCACCGUUCCUUCAGCCCUGACACGUUGAUUGCGGUGUUGGCGCCACGGUCUUGCGAGACGAUCAUCGCGUUCCUCGGAAUCCUCAAGGCAAACCUUGCGUACCUACCUCUGGAUGUCAAGGCUCCUGCUGCCCGCAUCGAUGCCAUUGUAUCGUCGCUACCCGGGAACAAGCUCAUUCUGCUGGGCGCAAACGUUACGCCGCCCAAGCUUCAGGAAGCGGGCAUCGAUUUCGUGCCCAUCUGUGAUACCUUGACUACACUCACCGACGACACACUUCAAGAUGGGCCUACCGUCGAGCGACCCUCUGCGCAAAGCCUUGCGUACGCCAUGUUCACGUCUGGUUCUACCGGACGACCGAAGGGUGUUAUGGUCCAGCACCGCAACAUUGUCCGGUUGGUGAAGAACAGUAACGUCGUUGCCAAGCAGCCCGCAGCAGCUCGCAUAGCACACAUCUCCAAUUUGGCGUUUGACGCCUCGUCUUGGGAGAUCUAUGCCCCGCUGCUCAAUGGCGGCGCAAUUGUGUGUAUCGACUACUUCACAACGAUUGAUCCACAGGCUCUUCAAGAAGCCUUCCAGGAACACGAGAUCCGCGGUGCCAUGCUGCCGCCCUCGCUCCUUAAGCAGUGCCUGCUUCAAGCCCCAGACAUGAUCAGCAGGCUCGACAUCUUAUUUGCUGCUGGUGAUCGCUUCAAUAGCGUGGAUGCUCUCCAGGCCCAACGUCUCGUUGGCUCGGGCGUCUUCAAUGCGUAUGGUCCUACGGAGAAUACGAUUCUGAGCACUAUCUACAACGUUGCUGAAAACGACACCUUCGUUAACGGCGUUCCCAUAGGCAGUGCUGUGAGCAACUCCGGAGCCUACAUCAUGGACAAAAACCAGCAGCUCGUGCCAGCUGGAGUCAUGGGAGAACUGGUUGUUACUGGUGACGGUCUCGCCCGCGGCUAUAUGGAUCCAAAGCUAGAUGCAGACCGCUUCAUCCAACUGACAGUCAACGGCAGCGAGCAAGUCAGGAUCGAGUUCUUCGGUCGUAUGGACCAGCAAAUCAAGAUCCGCGGCCACCGUAUCGAGCCGGCCGAGGUGGAGCAGGCCUUCCUGCAUGAUAGCUUCGUCGAGGACGUUGCCAUCGUUAUUCGGACCCCAGAGAACCAAGAGCCUGAGAUGGUCGCCUUUGUCACUGCCAAGGGCGAGAACUCGGCGAGAGAAGAAGAGGCUGCAACCCAGAUCGAAGGUUGGGAGGCGCAUUUCGAGGGUGGUGCGUACGCCGACAUCGAGGAGAUCGAAAGCGAGGCACUUGGCUACGACUUUAUGGGCUGGACGUCUAUGUACGAUGGCACUGAGAUCGACAAGGACGAGAUGAGAGAGUGGCUGCAUGACACGAUGCGCUCUCUCCUCGAUGGAAAGCCGGCUGGUCGCGUUCUUGAGGUUGGUACCGGUACCGGUAUGAUUAUGUUCAACCUUGGCAGGUCACAGGGGCUCGAAAGGUACAUUGGCCUCGAGCCUGCACCGUCGGCCGCCGAGUUCGUCAACAACGUUGCAAAGUCAUUCCCGGGUCUCGCGGGCAGGGCCGAAGUCCACGUCGGCACCGCCGCAGAUGUCGGUACUCUGCAAGGCCUGACCUCAGAUAUGGCCAUCAUCAACUCGGUGGCGCAGUACUUCCCAACGCCAGAAUACCUAGCCGAGACGAUCAAAUCACUUGUCCAAGUCCCGGGCAUGAAGCGCAUAUACCUUGGCGAUAUGCGGUCCUGGGCCAUGAACAGGGACUUCGCUGCCGCUCGCGCCGCCUAUUCACUAGCCGACAAUGUCAGUAAAGACCGCGUGAGACAGAAGAUGAUGGAGUUGGAGGAGAAAGAGGAAGAAUUACUCGUUGACCCGGCCUUCUUCACUGCCUUGGCGAGCCAGCUGCAAGACAGGAUCCAACACGUCGAGAUCCUACCCAAACGAAUGAAGGCUACAAACGAGCUGAGCUCGUACCGAUAUGCCGCCGUGCUGCACAUCGCCGACGAGCCCCUUCCUAUCUACAAGAUUGAUCCCGAAGCUUGGAUCAACUUUGAGGCGUCUCAACUGACCCGAGAGGCGCUUGCGCAACUACUCAAGGAGAAUCAGAAUGCUGAGAGUGUGGCGAUCAGCAACAUUUCUUACAGCAAGACCGUUGUGGAACGUCACAUUGUGCGGUCGCUUGACCAGGAAGACGCCAAUGCCCCCGAGGAAUCGAUGGAUGGCACCGGCUGGAUCUCGGCCGUGCGCACAAGAGCUCAGCAGUGCCACACCCUCUCCGCAAGUGACCUGUUCGAUAUUGCACAAGAUGCUGGGUUCCGUGUUGAGGUCAGCUGGGCCCGUCAACAUUCGCAGCACGGUGCCCUGGAUGCGGUGUUCCACCACCUGAAGCCCGCUACGGAGGACAGUCGCGUUUUGAUCAAGUUCCCUACAGAUCACCAAGGCCGGCCGCUCAAGAGCUUGACGAAUCAACCGCUCCAGCGGGCCCAGAGUCGCCGAGCCGAGCUCUUGAUCCGCGAGGCGCUGCAAACCCUGCUGCCCCCCUACAUGAUCCCCUCGCAAAUCACGCUUCUCGACCGGAUGCCACUCAAUGCCAACGGCAAAGUCGACCGGAGAGAACUCGCCCGUCGGGCCAAAAUCACACAGAAGAUCAAACCGGUUGAGGACAUCGUUCCUCCUCGGAACAGCGUCGAGGCUACGGUCUGCAAGGGCUUCACUGACGUGCUGGGCGUUGAAGUUGGGAUAACAGACAAUUUCUUCAAUCUAGGCGGCCAUUCACUGAUGGCAACGAAGUUGGCGGCGCGUCUAGGCCGUCAACUCAAUACACGUAUCUCGGUGAGAGACGUCUUCGAUCAACCAGUCGUUGCUGAUCUCGCCGCUGUGAUCCAACGCAACUCGGCACCUCACGAGCCGAUCAAGCCAGCAGACUACACAGGGCCCGUUCCCCAGUCAUUCGCACAGGGACGUCUUUGGUUCCUCGAUCAACUCAACGUCGGGGCGACGUGGUAUCUUAUGCCCCUUGGUAUCCGCCUUCACGGAUCUCUCCAGGUUGAUGCCCUCGCUACCGCGAUAUCAGCCCUGGAGCAACGUCACGAGCCUCUCCGUACGACAUUCCACGAGGAAGAUGGCCUCGGCGUUCAGGUCGUGCGAGAUCACCGGCCCAAGGAUCUGAGAAUCAUCGACCUGUCCACCCAGCCAAAGGACGCCUAUCUUGCCGUGUUGAAGCAUGAGCAGACCAUGCUCUUCGACCUCGCAACCGAGCCUGGCUGGCGCGUCGCUCUGAUCAGGCUUGGGGAAGAAGAGCAUAUACUUUCCAUUGUUAUGCACCAUAUCAUAUCCGACGGCUGGUCAGUAGAGGUUCUGUUUGAUGAGUUGCGCCGGUUCUACUCGAGUGCUCUUAGGCAGCAGGAUCCUCUGGAGCAAAUCUUGCCUCUACCGAUCCAGUACCGCGACUUUGCAGCAUGGCAAAAGACUGAAGAGCAGGUUGCCGAGCAUCAGCGGCAGUUGGACUACUGGAUGGAGCACCUUGCUGACAGCACCCCUGCGGAGCUGUUAACUGACCACCCUCGACCUUCUAUCUUGUCCGGCCGUGCCAAUGAGCUACCCCUUACCAUCGAAGGGCGUCUUCAUGACAAGUUGCGCGCUUUCUGCCGAGUUCACCAAGCCACGCCGUUCGUCAUUCUCCUUGCGGCCCUGAGGGCAACACAUUACCGUCUUACAGGGGCUGAAGAUGCCACGCUUGGAACGCCAAUUGCUAACCGUAACCGACCGGAACUCGAGAGUAUGAUCGGCUUCUUUGUUAAUACGCAGUGUAUGCGUAUUGCUAUUGAGGAGACUGAUAACUUUGAGUCCCUUGUCCGCCGAGUACGAUCGACUGCAACAUCCGCUUUCGCGAACCAAGACGUUCCAUUUGAAUCCAUUGUCUCGUCUCUUCUGCCUGGAUCCAGGGACGCCUCGCGCAAUCCAUUGGUGCAGGUCAUUCUGGCUGUUCACUCUCAGCAGGAUCUGGGUAAACUCACCUUGGAAGGCCUCAGAGAUGAAGCUGUGGACUCGGCUAUUUCAACCCGCUUCGAUGUGGAGUUCCAUCUUUUUGAGCACGCAGACAGGCUCAGCGGUAGCGUGCUUUACGCAAGGGAACUGUUCGAGCUGCGCACGAUCGAAUCAGUCGUCUCCGUUUUCCUGGAGACUCUGCGGCGGGCUCUCGACCAGCCACUGACUCCCAUCGCUGUCUUGCCGCUGACUGAUGGAGUCGGGGAGAUCGCAAGCCAAGGACUCCUUGAUGUGCCCAGGACAGACUAUCCACGAGAUGCAAAUAUCGUCGAGGUCUUCCAGCAGCACGUUCGCGCUACCCCAGACGCCAUCGCCGUCAAGGACGCUACUUCCACACUGACGUAUGCUCAGCUAGAUCAGAAGUCUGAUCGACUCGCUGUCUGGUUGAGUCGCCGACACCUCGUGCCCGAAACGCUGGUGGGUGUCCUUGCGCCGCGGUCAUGCGAGACCAUAAUCGCAAUGUUUGGCAUUAUGAAGGCCAACCUCGCCUAUUUGCCUUUGGAUAUCAACUCGCCUGCCGCUCGACUCCGCAGCAUUCUCUCAGCCGUAGAUGGGAACAAGCUUGUUUUACUCGGCAGUGGUGUCACAGCCCCCGAGCAAGAGAACCCCGAGGUGGAAGCUGUCGGUAUUCAAGACAUCUUGGCCGGCACUGGACUGGACAAGACACAAGGCAGCAACGCCCGACCCUCGGCAACGAGCCUUGCCUAUGUUAUCUUCACCUCUGGUUCAACCGGCAAGCCCAAGGGCGUCAUGGUCGAACAUCGUAGCGUUACAAGAUUGGCAAAGCCCAGCAACGUCAUCACCAAGCUACCACGAGGAGCCAGGGUGGCGCACCUCGCCAACAUUGCCUUCGAUGCCUCGAUCUGGGAAAUUGCCACAACUCUUCUGAAUGGAGCCACGCUUGUUUGUCUCGACUAUCACACAGUUCUCGACUGCAGGACUCUGAAAAAAGUCUUCGAAAGGGAAAGCAUCACCGUUGUCACACUGAUGCCUGCGCUCCUCAAGCAGUGCGUGGCCGAAAUACCCGAGACCCUCGCAAACCUCGACCUCCUGUACACCGGUGGAGAUCGAGUGCGUGGUCACGAUGCUAUGCGGGCUCGCUCGCUGGUCAAGAUCGGCAUGCUCAGCGGUUACGGCCCUACAGAGAACACCGUCAUCAGCACCAUCUACGAAGUUGAAGCAAACGAGAUGUUUGUGAAUGGUGUGCCCAUCGGCAAGACUGUAAGCAACUCCGGGGCAUAUGUUAUGGACAGGAAUCAGCAGCUGGUGCCUAGUGGCGUGAUUGGUGAGCUUGUGGUCACUGGCGAUGGCCUUGCUCGCGGAUACACUGAUCCAUCCCUGAACAAGAACCGCUUCAUUCACAUCACUGUCAAUGGAGAGAGUGUCAGGGCAUAUCGGACUGGCGAUCGGGUGAGGUACCGGCCUAAGGAUCUGCAACUUGAAUUCUUUGGCCGCAUGGACCAGCAGGUCAAGAUCCGUGGCCAUCGAAUCGAGCCGGGCGAGGUGGAGAGCGUAUUGCUCAGUCACAGCUCGGUACAAGACGCCGCGGUCGUCGUUUGCUCGUCAGCAGAUCAAGACUCGGGUGCGGAAAUGGUCGCAUUCGUUGCCGCCCGGAAUACCGAAGACGAAGACGUCCAGGAGGAAGAAGCAGUCGAUCAGGUUCAAGGGUGGGAGACGCACUUCGAAACGGCCGCAUAUUCAGAAGUCAAGGACAUUCGACAGUCAGAAAUCGGCAACGACUUCAUGGGCUGGACUUCUAUGUAUGACGGCAGCGAGAUCGACAAGACAGACAUGCACGAGUGGCUCAAUGACACUAUGCGUAUGAUACUCGACGCCAGAGAGCCGGGCCAUGUACUGGAGAUCGGUACCGGCACCGGCAUGAUCAUGUUCAACCUUGCCAAGUGUCCUGGCCUGCAGGGCUACGUCGGUUUUGAGCCUUCAAAGUCGGCGGCCCAAUUCGUCAAUGAUGCAGCCCAAUCAUUCCCGGCUCUGAAGGAUGGCCGGUCAAUAGUCCAUGUGGGCACGGCAACAGAUAUCAACAAGGCCGGGCCGAUUCAACCACGCCUCGUCGUUAUCAACUCGGUAGCGCAGUAUUUCCCCACGCCAGAGUACCUCUUCAGUGUCGUGGAGGCCCUUGUACAGAUCCCAAGCGUGGAACGCAUCGUUUUUGGUGACAUGAGAACCAACGCCAUCAACAGAGACUUCGUCGCAAGCCGAGCAUUGCACACCCUAGGCGAGAAAGCAAACAAGCGCCUGGUCCGUCAGAUGAUCUAUGAGCUCGAAGUCAACGAAGAGGAACUUCUGACGGACCCUGCAUUCUUUACAUCCUUGCGUACGCGCUUGGGCGAGAAGAUCAAGCACGUCGAAAUUCUCCCCAAGACCAUGAAGGCUAUCAACGAGCUCAGCAAGUACCGAUAUGCCGCAGUACUACAUGUGCGUGGCUCGAGAGAGCAAUCAACUAUACACCAAGUCUCUCCCAACGCCUGGAUAGACUUUGCGGCAGACGGUCUCGAUCGGCAGGCCCUCAUCAACUUGUUGAAGGAGCGCAAGGAUACCGGGACCGUCGCUAUCGGUAAUAUCCCGUACAGCAAGACCAUUGUUGAGCGGUUCGUCAACAAGUCACUGAGCGAGGAUGAUAUGGAGGAAGGCCAGAACUCACUGGAUGGAUCAGCUUGGGUUGCAGCCGUCCGGAUGGCCGCUCAGAGCUGCCCAUCACUCGAUGCAAUGGAUGUCAAGGACAUUGCUCAAGAGGCGGGAUAUCAGGUCGAAGUCAGUUGGGCGCGUCAAUGGUCCCAGAAUGGCGCGCUCGACGCCAUCUUCCAUCACUUCGAACCGCCCAAGGAUGGUGCCCGCACACUUAUUGAGUUCCCGACGGAUUACGAAGGCCGGAAUGUGAACACCUUGACAAACCGUCCCCUGAACCGAAUUCAAAGCCGCCGUCUUGGGACGCAGAUCCGCGAGAAGCUGCAGACCCUCCUGCCGCCUUACAUGAUCCCAUCGCGCAUCAUGGUCCUUGAUCAGAUGCCUGUCAACAACAACGGCAAGAUUGACCGCAAGGAGCUUGUGCGGAGAGCUGUCGUGGCCCCGAAGCCAAGGUCAGCGGCUACUCGGGUAGCCCCCCGCAAUGAGAUCGAGACUAUUCUGAGAGACGAAUUCGAGGACGUGCUCGGAACAGAAGUCAGCGUGCUGGAUAACUUCUUUGAUCUCGGUGGACACUCACUUAUGGCCACGAAGCUCGCCGCCCGCGUUAGCCGCCGCCUUGAUGCCCAUAUUUCCAUCAAAGAUGUCUUUGAUCAGCCGGUGCUGGCGGAUCUUGCGGCGUCCAUUCAGAGAGAAUCGGCUCCUCAUGACCCGAUUCCGCAGAGGCCUUACACUGGGCCGGCUGAACAGUCAUUUGCCCAAGGUCGCCUAUGGUUCCUUGACCAGCUCAACCUUGGCGCGACCUGGUACCUGAUGCCUUUAGCCAUCCGUAUCCGUGGCCAGUUGAGAGUAGCUGCGUUGUCUGCUGCGCUCUUCGCCCUGGAGAGACGACAUGAGACCUUGAGAACCACCUUUGAAGAAAGCGAUGGCGUUGGCGUGCAAAUUGUCCGAGAGCCUCGCAACUCAGACCUUCGGGUUCAUGACGUUUCUACCGGAGACAACGGGGAGUACCUUGAGAUGCUCAGGAGGGAACAGGCUGUGCCCUUCGACCUCUCGUCAGAGCCUGGCUGGAGGGUUUGCCUGAUCAAGACGGGCGAAGAGGAUCAUGUGCUAUCCAUCGUCAUGCACCAUAUUAUUUACGAUGGCUGGUCCGUGGACAUUCUCCGCGGAGAGUUGGGUCAAUUCUAUUCCGCUGCCCUACGCGGCCAGGACCCCUUACUGCACGCCAACCCCCUCCCUAUUCAAUACCGGGAUUUCGCGGCAUGGCAAAAGGAGGCAAAACAGGUCGAAGAGCAUCAGCGUCAACUUGAGUACUGGUCGAAACAGCUCGUUGACAGCACUCCAGCUGAGCUCUUGACGGAUCUGCCUCGCCCGUCUAUCUUGUCCGGUCGUGCCGGGUCGGUGGAUGUCACCAUCGAAGGCUCUGUUUAUGGCGCCCUUCAGUCAUUCUGCCGAACGCGUUCGGUAACCACAUUCGUUGUGCUUCUGACCGUGUUCCGGAUCGCGCAUUUCCGUCUCACCGCUGUCGACGACGCGACUGUCGGCACGCCCAUUGCAAACCGUAACCGUCCUGAGCUUGAGACGUUGGUUGGCUGCUUCGUAAACACGCAGUGCAUGCGCAUCAGCAUAGCCGACGACGACAACUUUGAAGGUCUUGUGAGACAGGUGCGUAAUGUUGCAACGGCAGCUUACGCGAACCAAGAUGUUCCUUUCGAACGGAUCGUGUCCGCCCUGGUUCCAGGGUCGAGAAACACAUCGCGCAACCCCCUGGUUCAGCUCAUGUUUGCUGUCCAGUCCGUGGAAGAUUAUGACCAGGUUCGACUCGAGGGCCUGGAGAGCGUCAUGAUGCCUGGAGAAGCCUCCACACGCUUUGAUAUGGAAUUCCACCUUGUCCCUGGCGACCAGAAGCUUACCGGCAGCGUUCUUUACUCGUCAGACCUUUUUGAGCAAAGGACCAUUCAGAACUUCGUCGACAUCUUCCAAGAAUGUCUUCGCUCCGUCCUGGACCAGCCAUUGACCCCGAUCUCGGUUCUUCCCUUCAGCAACGCCAUUUCAAAUCUCGAGAGCUUGGAUCUCCUGGAGAUGCCGACCACAGACUACCCCCGGGAUCGCACAGUCGUCGAUCUCUUCCGAGAGCAAGCGGCAAUCUGCCCCGACAGCAUCGCCGUCAAAGACUCAUCGUCGCAACUGACAUAUGCUCAACUGGAUGAGCAAUCUGACCGUGUUGCCGCCUGGCUGCACGAGCGCCACAUGCCGGCCGAGUCUUUGGUCGGUGUACUGUCGCCACGGUCGUGCGAGACCAUCAUCGCGUACUUUGGCAUCAUGAAGGCAAACCUGGCUUACCUGCCGUUGGAUGUUUAUGCGCCAGAUGCCCGCUUGGCGGCUAUCCUGGAUACAGUCGAAGGCGAAAGACUGCUUCUGUUGGGCGCAGGUAUCCCUCAGCCCGGCAUCCAGAUCCCUCGCCUGUCAACAGCAUACAUCGCGGAGGCACUGAACCAUGCCACGACCGUCGAUGUUACUUCCAUCCCACAGCCCUCAGCCACCAGCCUUGCGUACGUCAUUUUCACUUCGGGAUCUACUGGCAAGCCCAAGGGUGUCAUGAUCGAGCAUCGCGGCAUCGUGCGCCUGGUCAGAGACACCAACGUCAACGUGUUCCCGGAAUCGGGAUCAGCUUUGCCCGUCUCUCACUUCUCCAACCUCGCCUGGGAUGCGGCGACUUGGGAGAUCUACACUGCCGUGCUCAAUGGAGGGACCGUUGUGUGCAUUGACCGAGACACCAUGCUGGACAUAACCGCGUUGAACUCGACAUUCCGGAAGGAGAACGUUCGGGCUGCCUUCUUCACCCCUGCCUUCCUGAAGCAAUGCCUCGCCGAGACGCCAGAGCUGGUCGCCAACCUAGAGAUCCUUCACACGGCAGGUGAUCGUCUCGAUCCUGCAGAUGCCAACCUGGCUGGAAAGACAGCCAAGGGUGGUAUCUUCAACGUCCUCGGUCACACAGAGAACACUGCCUACAGUACCUUCUACCCUGUGGUUGGUGAGGAGACGUUCGUCAAUGGUGUCCCCGUCGGUCGCGGCAUCAGCAACUCCCAUGCAUACAUCAUCGACCGACACCAGAAGCUCGUACCCGCAGGUGUCAUGGGAGAGCUUGUUCUCACUGGCGACGGUGUCGGGCGAGGCUACACCGACUCUGCGCUGAACAAGGAUCGAUUCGUUCACAUCAAUAUCAACGGCAAAAGCACAUGGUCGUACCGCACAGGCGACAAGGCACGUUAUCGACCAAGGGACGGCCAGCUGGAAUUCUUUGGCCGCAUGGACCAAAUGGUCAAGAUCCGCGGUGUUCGAAUCGAACCCGGUGAAGUUGAGCUCACCCUGCUCGACCACAAGUCCGUGCUGGCCGCGACUGUGGUGGUCAGAAGACCACCCAACGGCGACCCAGAGAUGAUCGCCUUCAUCACCAUCGACGCCGAAGACGACAUGCAGACCCGCAAGGCCAUCUACAAGCACCUCCAGGGUAUCUUGCCCGCGUACAUGAUUCCCUCACACCUUGUCAUCCUUGACCAGAUGCCGGUCACCGACAACGGCAAGGUCGAUCGCAAGGAUCUCGCACUCAGAGCACAGACAGUACAGAAGACCAGAUCUACCGCUGCAAGGGUACCACCUCGUGACGAGGUAGAGGCUGUCCUUUGCGAAGAGUACAGCAACUUGCUUGAGGUUGAGGUUGGCAUUACUGACGGAUUCUUCGACCUGGGUGGACAUUCGCUCCUCGCCACCAAGCUUGCGGCCCGCCUGAGCCGACAACUCAAUACUCGCGUGUCUGUCAAGGAUGUCUUUGACCAGCCAAUACUCGCUGAUCUCGCUGACAUCAUCCGCUGCGGUUCCCAACGCCACGAUCCGAUUCCUGCCACUCAAUACACGGGCCCUGUCGAACAGUCGUUCGCUCAGGGCCGCCUGUGGUUCUUGGAACAACUGAACCUAGGUGCUAGCUGGUACUUGAUGCCCUUCGCGAUCCGGAUGAGUGGGCCCCUCCAGACAAAGGCGCUGGCUAUCGCACUGAACGCCUUGGUGCACCGGCACGAGGCGUUGCGGACGACGUUUGAGGACCACGACGGGAUUGGUGUUCAGGUCAUUCAACCAAAGUCAAGCCAAGACCUGCGGAUCAUCGAUCUUUCAGACGCUGUAGAUGACACUGCCUAUCUCGCCGCGCUCGAGGUGGAACAGACAACAGCCUUCGACCUGACCUCUGAACCAGGGUGGAGAGUGUCACUCUUGCGCCUAGGUGGCGAUGAUUACAUCCUUUCCAUCGUCAUGCACCACAUCAUCUCUGAUGGCUGGACUGUUGAUGUGCUACGACAAGAACUCAGCCAGUUCUAUUCAGCUGCGAUCAGGGGCCAGGAACCUUUAUCGCAGGCUAAGCCCCUUCCUAUUCAAUACCGCGACUUUGCUGUUUGGCAGAGGCAGGAGAAACAGAUCAAGGAGCAAGCGAAGCAGCUCGAGUAUUGGUCACAGCAGCUCGCAGAUAGCACUCCCUGCGCGUUCCUGACAGACCUUCCUCGGCCCUCUAUCCUGUCUGGUGAAGCUGACGCUGUUCCUAUCGUGAUCGAUGGCGCGGUGUAUCAGCUCCUUACUGAUUUCUGCCGGACGCACCAAGUCACAUCGUUCUCAGUCCUGCUCGCAGCCUUCCGCACUGCCCACUACCGCCUUACCGGGACACUCGAUGCGACGGUUGGCACACCAAUAGCUAACCGGAACCGGCCAGAGUUGGAAAGUCUGAUCGGUUUCUUCGUCAACACGCAGUUCCGGCAAGUCCGCUUGACUACGACAGAAGCCUUUGCGAACCAAGAUGUGCCGUUUGAGCAGAUUGUGUCAACCCUUCUUCCUGGAUCACGAGACACGUCAAGGAACCCGCUUGUGCAGGUCAUGUUUGCCCUGCAAUCACAGCAAGACCUCGGAAGAAUCCAGCUGGAAGGUAUGACUGACGAAGCCAUGGAAACCCCGCUGUCAACGAGGCUCGACCUUGAGGUUCACCUCUUCCAGGAGGCUGGAAAGCUGAGCGGCAGCCUCUUGUACUCGACAGACCUCUUCGAGGUCGAGACGAUUCGUGGAAUCGUUGAUGUGUUCCUGGAGAUCCUACGCCGCGGCCUUGAGCAACCCAACCAGCGACUUAUGGCCAUGCCAAUUACCGAUGGCAUCACAAAGCUACGAGACCAUGGUCUCCUAACAGUGGCAAAACCAGCCUACGCUCGCGACUCGAGUGUCAUAGAUCUGUUCAGACAGCAGGUUGCCGCCGCACCGGAUGCCAUCGCUGUGUGGGAUUCCUCCUCGACAUUGACCUAUGCCGACCUCGAUGCGCAAUCGAACAAGCUUGCCCACUGGCUGUGCCAGCGCAACAUGGCCCCUGAGACCUUGGUACCUGUAUUCGCGCCACGCUCAUGCCUCACUAUCGUCGCAUUCCUCGGUGUUUUGAAGGCUAAUCUGGCCUAUCUACCCUUGGAUGUCAAUGCGCCUGCUGCUCGUAUCGAGGCUAUCCUGUCAGCAGUACCAGGCCACAAGCUGGUCCUGGUGCGGGCUGAUGGACCCGAGCUUGGCCUGACGAUGGCUGAUACUGAACUGGUGUCGAUCGACGAGGCACUUGCAUCUAGUUCAUCCGGUAACCAUGAGCAGAUCUCUGCGUCCGGCCCUUCUGCCACAAGUCUCGCCUACGUGAUGUUCACGUCAGGGUCUACUGGGAAACCAAAGGGUGUCAUGAUCGACCACCGCUGCAUCAUUCGACUUGUCACGAACAGCGAUGUUGUUGCCACUCUGCCUACGCCAGUCCGGAUGGCGAACGUAUCAAACCUUGCCUUCGACAUCUCGGUACAAGAAAUCUACACGGCGCUCCUAAACGGCGGCACCCUGGUCUGCUUGGACUAUCUGACGCUGUUGGACAGCAAAAAGCUUUACAACGUUUUUGUGGAAGCACAGGUCAACGCCGCCAUGUUCUCGCCGGUUCUCCUCAAGCAAUGUCUUGGAAACAUGCCCGCCAUCAUCAGCCGCCUAAAUGUUCUCUUUAACGUUGGUGAUAGGCUGGAUGCCCACGAUGCUGUGGCUGCAUCGGGCCUGAUCCAAGACGCCGUAUACAACGCCUACGGUCCCACGGAGAACGGCAUGCAGAGCACGAUGUACAAGGUUGACGUCAAUGAGCAUUUUGUCAACGGCGUCCCGAUCGGUCGAUCCGUCACCAACUCUGGGGCUUACGUCAUGGACGGCAAUCAACAGCUCGUAUCUCCCGGUGUGAUGGGAGAAAUUGUCGUUACCGGUGAUGGUCUUGCCCGUGGCUAUACAGACUCAGCCCUAGACAAGGACCGGUUUGUUCGCGUCACGAUCGAUGGUGAGGAAAACAUCAAGGCAUACCGAACCGGUGAUCGAGUGCGCUACCGGCCCAAGGACUUUGAGAUCGAGUUCUUCGGCCGCAUGGAUCAACAGGUGAAGAUUCGUGGUCACCGCAUUGAGCCAGCAGAAGUGGAACAUGCACUGCUCGGCCACGACUUGGUUCAUGAUGCAGCUGUCGUGCUUCGAAAGCCAGAAAAUCAAGAACCCGAGAUGAUUGCUUUCAUCACCAGCCAGGAAGACGAGACCAUGGAGCAACAUGAGUCAAACAAGCAGGUCCAAGGCUGGGGAGAGCAUUUCGACGGAAGCAGGUAUGCUGAUAUCAAGGAUCUCGACACUUCCACCUUUGGUCACGACUUUUUGGGAUGGACAUCCAUGUAUGACGGAGUCGACAUUCCCGUCAACGAGAUGAAAGAGUGGCUUGAUGAAACCACGGCCUCUCUCCUAGAUAACCGCCCACCUGGUCAUAUCCUCGAGAUCGGAGCCGGAACUGGCAUGAUUCUAUCUAACCUGGGCAAAGUCGACGGCCUGCAGAAGUACGUCGGUCUUGAUCCGGCUCCCUCAGCCGCAAUUUUUGUCAACGAAGCCGUCAAGUCUCUGCCAAGUCUAGCCGGCAAGGCCCGGGUACUUGUUGGAACUGCCCUGGAUAUCAGCUCUCUGGACAAGAAUGAGAUCCAACCUGAGCUUGUGGUUAUCAACUCGGUGGCCCAGUACUUCCCCACAUCAGAGUACUUGAUCAAAGUGGUCAAGGCUGUUGUGGAAGUGCCCAGCGUCAAGCGUGUUUUCUUUGGCGACAUCAGAUCCCAGGCCCUCAACAGGGACUUCCUUGCUGCUCGCGCCGUUCGUGCGUUGGGUGACAAUGCCAGCAAAGAGCAGAUCCGAGAAAAGAUUGCAGAGCUCGAAGAGAGCGAAGAAGAACUUCUCGUGGACCCAGCCUUCUUCGUGAGCUUGGGAAGCCAGCUGCCCAACAUCAAGCACGUCGAGAUCCUGCCCAAGCUGAUGAAGGCCACCAACGAGCUGAGCUCGUACAGAUACGCUGCCGUUCUACACAUCAGCCACGAUGAAGAGGAGCAGCUGCUCAUACGGGACAUCGAUUCCACAGCAUGGGUUGACUUUGCAGCAACGCAAAAGGACUCUCAAGGUCUGAGAAACCUUCUACAACAAAGACGAGAAGCUGUGAUGAUCGCGGUCGGGAACAUCCCGUACAGCAAGACCAUAGUGGAGCGCCACAUUAUGAACUCUCUUGACCAAGAUCACGUCAGCUCGCUCGACGGGACAUCCUGGAUCUCAGAUGCUCGAUCAGCCGCUGCAAUCUGCCCUUCAUUCGACGCACUCACCCUCACGCAGUUGGCCAAGGAGGAGGGAUUCCGGGUAGAGCUGAGCUGGGCGCGACAGGCAUCCCAAAACGGCGCCCUCGAUGCCGUUUUCCACCAUCUUGCAGCAACCGAUGCAAAUUGCGAGCGCAGUCGUGUCCUGGUACACUUCCCUACCGACCAUCAAGGUCGACAACUUCGAACCCUGACGAACCGGCCACUCCAGCGAGCUCAGAGCCGCCGUAUCGAGUCACAGGUCUUCGAGGCACUGCAGACAGCACUGCCGGCUUACAUGGUCCCAUCGCGCAUCAUCGUGCUCCCGCAGAUGCCGACCAACGCCAACGGCAAAGUGGACAGGAAACAGCUCGCUCGCCGUGCGCAGGUUGUGGCCAAGAGGAAGGCAGUAUCAGCGCGCGUUGCGCCUCGUAAUGACACCGAGAUGGUUCUUUGCGAGGAGUACGCAGAUAUCCUAGGAACUGAAGUUGGCAUCACGGAUAAUUUCUUCGACAUGGGCGGGCAUUCACUCAUGGCUACGAAGCUCGCAGCCCGACUAAGCCGUCGACUAGAUACCCGGGUUACCGUCAAGGAGGUGUUCGACAAACCCGUCCUGGCUGACCUCGCUGCUUCGAUCGAACAGGGCUCGACUCCUCAUCUGCCCAUUGCCUCAUCGGUGUAUUCCGGACCGGUGGAGCAGUCGUACGCCCAAGGUCGCUUGUGGUUCUUGGCUCAGUUCAACCUCAACUCGACGUGGUACCACAUGUCGCUGGCGAUGAGGCUGCUCGGGCCGCUCAAUAUGGACGCGCUGGACGUGGCCUUGCGGGCGCUGGAGCAGCGACACGAGACGCUCCGCACAACCUUUGAGGCUCAAGACGACAUCGGCGUCCAGGUCGUUCAUGAGGCCGGAACGAAGAGGCUCCAGGUCCUUGAUCUAUCAGACAAGAACGAGAAGGAGCACAUGGCUGCGCUGGAGAAAGAACAGAUGAGGCCGUUCAGUCUUGCUUCAGAGCCAGGUUGGAGGGUUAUCCUGCUCCGCCUUGGCCCAACGGAGUAUAUCCUCUCCCUCGUCAUGCAUCACAUCAUCUCGGACGGCUGGUCCGUUGACAUCCUGAGACAGGAGCUCGGCCAAUUCUAUUCAGCCGCUUUACGUGGCAGGGAUCCAUUAUCUCAGGUCAAGCCCCUCCCAAUACAAUAUCGUGACUUUGCGGCUUGGCAGAAGGAAGCUGCCCAGGUCGCCGAGCAUGAGAGGCAGCUCGCGUACUGGGAGAGUCAGUUAGCUGACAGUACUCCCGGUGAGCUUCUGACCGACUUUCCCCGCCCACAGGUCCUGAGUGGGAAGGCUGGUGUCAUCCCCGUCACCAUUGAGGGGCCGGUCUACGAGAGGCUCCUGAAGUUCUCCAAGGAGCGCCAGGUAACUCUGUUCUCGGUCCUAUUAGCAGCGUUCCGGGCCACGCACUAUCGUCUCACUGGUGCAGAGGAUGCUACCAUCGGUACCCCAAUCGCAAAUCGCAACCGGCCAGAACUCGAGCAUAUCAUUGGAUUCUUCGUCAACUCCCAAUGCAUGCGUCUUCUCCUCGAUACCAGCAGCACAUUCGAAUCCCUUGUCCAGCAUGUCCGGUCCGUGGCUACAGAUGCCUAUUCGAAUCAGGAUAUCCCCUUUGAACGCAUCGUCUCGGCACUUCUCCCCGGCUCGAGAGAUGCCUCACGAAGCCCACUAAUCCAGCUCAUGUUUGCCUUGCACUCACAGCCAGAUCUCGGGAACAUUACCCUCGAAGGACUCGAGCAUGAGCGCCUGCCAACAAGCGUCGCAACACGGUUCGACAUGGAGUUCCACCUGUUCCAAGAGCCUAACAAGCUGAGCGGUUCAAUACUCUUUGCCGAUGAGCUCUUCCAGCCUGAAACAAUCAACAGCGUCGUUACUGUGUUCCAGGAGAUACUCCGACGCGGCCUCGACCAACCCCAAGUCUCCAUUUCUACCAUGCCCCUGACUGAUGGGCUGAUUGAUCUCGAGAAACUGGGCUUGCUGGAGAUCGAGAGCACCAACUUCCCUCGCGACUGCUCGGUUGUCGACGUCUUCCGACAGCAGGUGGCUGUCAAUCCAGAUGCGCCCGCUGUCGUGGAUUCGGAGGCAUCCAUGAGCUAUACCUCGCUAGAUCAGAAGUCUGACCAGAUUGCUGCCUGGUUACACGCUCAAGGCCUCCGCCCUGAGUCAUUGAUCUGUGUCAUGGCGCCACGAUCUUGCGAAACGAUUGUCUCCUUAUUCGGUAUCUUGAAGGCUGGCUACGCCUACCUGCCUCUGGAUGUGAAUGCCCCUGCAGCUCGAAUCCAAUCGAUCCUAUCCGAGGUUGAAGGAAAAAGACUAGUACUGCUAGGAUCAGGGACAGACAUGCCUCAAAGCGACCGGAUGGAUGUUGAAACCGCCCGAAUUCAGGACAUCCUAACGAACACCAAGGUCGAGAUUUCUGAUCCCAUCGGCAGGCCAUUGGCAGCUAGCCUUGCCUAUGUCAUCUUCACAUCCGGGUCAACUGGCCGUCCCAAGGGCGUGAUGAUCGAGCAUCGCAGCAUUCUGCGCCUUGUCAAGCAGUCCAAUGUUACGUCUCGGCUGCCGCAGGAUCUGCGCAUGGCGCACAUCUCCAACCUGGCCUUUGACGCGUCCAUCUGGGAGAUAUUCACGGCAAUUCUGAAUGGCGGCGCCCUUAUUUGCAUUGACUACUUCACUCUGCUGGAUAGUCAUGCCCUUCGGACGACAUUCGAAAAAGCCAGGGUCAAUGCUACCCUAUUCGCGCCGGCCUUGCUCAAGGAAUGCCUCAAUCACGCACCGACCUUGUUUGAGGGUCUCGAAGUGCUCUAUAUCGGUGGCGACCGACUCGAUGCCACCGACGCAGCCAAGAUACAAGCCCUUGUGAAGGGCACGGUCUACAACGCGUACGGGCCGACAGAGAACACAGUCAUGAGCACCAUCUACAGCCUCACGGAUGAAGAGUCUUAUGCCAACGGUGUGCCAAUCGGAAAUGCUGUGAGCAACUCUGGCGCUUACAUCAUGGACCAAGAGCAGCGCCUCGUUCCUCCCGGUGUUAUGGGAGAGCUCGUUGUGAGCGGCGAUGGCCUCGCCCGAGGCUACACCAACUCGAUCCUCAAUGCUGGUCGUUUCGUUGAUAUUGUCAUCAACGAUCAGAAAGCCCGCGCAUACCGGACCGGAGAUCGCACUCGUUGCCGACCCAAGGAUGGUAGCAUCGAGUUCUUCGGCCGUAUGGAUCAGCAAGUUAAAAUCCGUGGUCAUCGAGUUGAGCCGGCUGAGGUCGAGCAAGCCAUGCUCGGCAACAAGGCUAUCCGUGAUGCAGCAGUUGUUGUUGUUCCGGCGGUGGAUGGCCAGGAAACGGAGAUGAUCGGCUUUGUUUCCAUGGCCAGCGACAGAUCCAGCGAAGAGGAGGAGGAGGCCACCAACCAAGUGCAGGAGUGGGAAGACCACUUCGAAAGCACCGCCUACACUGGCAUUGAGGCCAUCGACCAGGCUACCCUUGGACGUGACUUUACUUCAUGGACCUCGAUGUACAACGGCAACCUGAUUGACAAGACCGAAAUGGAGGAGUGGCUUGACGAUACAAUGCAAUCCCUCCUUGACAAGGAGGACCCAGGUCGUGUGCUUGAGAUCGGAACAGGUACCGGCAUGGUUCUAUUCAAUUUGCCCAAGGACGGUGGCCUCGAGAGCUAUGUCGGUAUAGAGCCUUCACGAUCUGCAGUCUUGUUCGUCGAAAAAGCAGCCCAAGAUUUCCCAGGUCUGCAAGGAAAGACGCAAAUCCUUGUCGGCACAGCCGAGGACAUCAAGCUGGUCAAGGACUUCCACCCUGACGUGGUUGUCAUCAACUCGGUAGCCCAAUAUUUCCCGAGCCGGAACUACCUUGCACAGAUAGCGAGCGAGCUGAUCCACAUGACCAGCGUCAGGACGAUCUUCUUCGGAGAUAUGCGAUCCUGGGCCACCAACAGGGAUUUCCUCGUGUCCCGAGCCCUCUACACGCUAGGUGACAAGGCUACAAAGGAUCAGAUUCGCCGGGAGGUUGCCCGACUGGAGGAGAACGAAGAUGAGUUGCUUGUUGACCCAGCAUUCUUCACCUCUUUGACCAGCCAAUGGCCCAGCAAGGUCAAGCAUGUCGAGAUCUUGCCGAAGCGGAUGAGGACGAGCAAUGAACUGAGCUCGUACCGAUAUGCUGCGGUGCUACACAUCUGCAGGGAUGGGGAGGGUAGGAACAGACAUGACAGACGUGUCCACUCAGUGGAAGAGAACGCCUGGAUCGACUUUGCGUCGUCUGGCAUGGAUCGGCACGCCCUCGUUCAGAUGCUCGAUGAACGCAGAGACGCCAAGGCUGUCGCCAUCGGCAACAUCCCUCACAGCAACACGAUCAACGAGCGACACUUUACGACAUCCCUGGACACCGAGGGAGAAGGCAUUGCCGAAGAUUCACUGGAUGGAUCCGCCUGGCAAUCGGCUACGAAGGCAAUGGCCGCGCGCUGUCCUUGCCUGUCCGUCACUGAACUGGUCGAGAUCGGCCAAGCGGCAGGAUUCAGGGUUGAGGUCAGCUGGGCUCGUCAGCGAUCCCAGCAUGGUGCACUGGACGUCGUCUUUCAUCAUCUUGAAGAUGACAGAGCAGGCCGCGUCUUGAUCAACUUCCCCACAGACUUCGAGCGUCUAUCCCCUAGCACCAGCUUGACCAGUCGGCCGCUGCAGCGCAUCCAGAACCGUCGGUUCGAGUCGCAGAUCCGCGAACAGCUGCAGACGCUGCUGCCACCUUAUAUGGUUCCACCACGGAUUCUAGUGUUGGAGCGGAUGCCUCUCAACGCAAACGGCAAAGUCGACCGUAAGGAAUUGGCAAGGAAGGCGAGGACCCUGCAAACCAUCAAGCCUUCUGCCAUGCGCGUGGCUCCUCGCAACGACAUCGAAGCCAUCUUGUGCGACGAGUUCCAGGCAGUUCUUGGUGUUGCAGUCGGAGUCAUGGAUAACUUUUUCGAGCUGGGCGGACACUCCCUAAUGGCUACGAAACUGGCCGCCCGUCUCAGUCGCCGCUUCGACACCCGCAUCUCUGUCAAGGACAUCUUCAACCAACCAAUCCUUCAAGAUCUCGCGAACGUGGUCCAGACUGGCUCCGUUCCUCAUGAAGCUAUUCCAUCCACGCCCUACUCUGGUCCCGUGGAGCAAUCCUUCUCUCAGGGCCGUCUAUGGUUCUUGGAUCAGCUGAAUCUCAAUGCAUCAUGGUACCACAUGCCGUUAGCGAGUCGCUUGCGAGGCCCGCUUCGGAUCGAGGCGCUGCAGUCAGCCCUGGCAACGAUUGAGGCGCGGCACGAAUCCCUGCGCACCACAUUCGAGGAGCAAGAUGGUGUUCCCGUUCAGAUUGUACACGCUGCGCGCAACAAGCACCUGAGAAUCAUUGACGUGUCGGGCACCGAGGAUGCGUAUCUCCCAGCAUUGAAGCAGGAGCAAGACGCCGCAUUCGACCUGACUGCUGAGCCAGGCUGGCGAGUAGCACUGUUGCGCCUAGGACCGGAUGAUCAUGUCCUGUCCAUCGUCAUGCACCACAUCAUAUCUGACGGAUGGUCGGUUGAUAUCCUACGACAAGAACUUGGGCAUCUCUACUCGAAUGCCUCAUCGCAGCCCGCUCCUCUUCCGAUUCAAUACCGAGACUUCGCCAUCUGGCAGAAGCAGGAGAGUCAGAUCGUUGAGCACCAGAAGCAGCUGAACUACUGGAAGAGACAACUGGUCAACUGCAAGCCGGCUGAGCUCCUAGCGGACUUCACUCGUCCGAAGGCGUUGUCUGGCGAUGCUGAUGUCAUACCGAUAGAGAUUGACGACCAAGUAUAUCAGAACCUCCGCUCGUUUUGUCGCGCUCGGCAGGUCACCAGCUUUGUUGCACUCUUGGCAGCUUUCCGAGCUGCUCACUACCGCCUAACUGGGGCCGAAGAUGCAACCGUCGGCUCUCCAAUCGCCAACAGAAAUCGACCUGAGCUUGAAGGCCUCAUUGGAUGCUUUGUCAACACCCAGUGUCUCCGAAUCCCUGUCAAGAGUGAGGACACAUUUGACACGUUGGUUGAACAGGCACGAGAAGCGGCGACCGAGGCCCAGGACAACCAAGAUGUCCCGUUCGAGAGGAUCGUUUCUUCCAUGGUUGCUAGCUCGCGAGAUACCUCGCGAAAUCCACUCGUCCAGGUCAUGUUUGCUGUGCACUCUCAGCACGACCUUGGUAACAUUCGUCUAGAAGGUGUUGAGGGAGAGCCCGUUUCUAUGGCAGCGUCCACACGCUUUGACGCGGAAAUGCACCUAUUCGAGGACCAAGGGAUGCUCGGCGGCAACGUCGUCUUUUCCAAGGAUCUGUUUGAAUUCGAGACGAUCCGCAGCGUCGUGGCCGUGUUCCAGGAGACCCUGAGGCGUGGCCUAGCCAAUCCUCACGCAAAUCUCGCAACGCUUCCUCUUACCGAUGGAUUGCCCAGUCUUCGAAGCCUGUGUCCUCAGGUCGAUCAGCCUGACUACCCCCGAGAUGCCUCCGUGAUCGACGUUUUCAGAGAGCAGGUAGCAUCGAUGCCCAAGUCUAUCGCCGUUAUCGAUGCUUCUUCGCAGCUCACCUACGCCGAGCUCGAUGAGAGAUCUAGCCAGCUCGCCACGUGGCUACGCCGACAAGAUAUAGUCCCUGAGGAGCUAGUCGGCGUCCUCGCUCCACGGUCUUGUGAAGCAAUCAUCGCUUUCCUCGGCAUCCUCAAGGCGAAUCUCGCUUAUCUGCCACUUGACGUCAACGCACCCGCUGGUCGCAUCGAGACAAUCCUGUCAUCUCUACCAGGAAACAGGCUUAUCUUACUGGGAUCAGAUACUGAGGCGCUCAAGCUUCACGCAAAUGGCGUUCGAUUCACCCGGAUCAGCGACGCCCUCGUCAAGAGCGGCAGCCCCCCUACCGAAGAACUUUCCACGCGGCCGACUGCACAAAGCCUUGCCUAUGUCAUGUUCACAUCAGGCUCAACUGGCGUCCCGAAGGGUGUCAUGGUAGAGCACCGAGGUAUCGCACGUCUCGUGAAAAACAGCAACGUGGUCGCAAAGCAACCGGCAGCUGCUGCCAUCGCUCAUCUUUCGAACCUUGCUUUCGACGCCUCUACCUGGGAGAUCUACGCUCCUCUCCUCAACGGUGGUACAGUCGUCUGCAUUGAUUACUACACCACGGUCGAUAUCAAAGCCCUCGAGGCGGCAUUCAACCACCACCACAUCCGCGGAGCAAUGCUUCCACCGGCACUUCUGAAGCAGUGUUUGGUCUCUGCCCCUACUAUGAUCAGUUCUCUGGAGAUACUUUUCGCCGCCGGCGAUCGGUUGAGCAGUCAAGAUGCCGUCCUGGCGCAACGUGCCGUUGGUUCGGGCCUUUACAACGCUUACGGCCCUACUGAGAACACGGUCCUGAGUACGAUACACAAUAUCGGCGAGAAUGAGGCAUUUGCGAAUGGCGUUCCCAUUGGCAACGCUGUCAGUAACUCCGGUGCAUUUAUCAUGGAUCAAAAUCAGCAGCAAGUCUCCGCCGGGGUGAUGGGAGAGCUUGUUGUGACCGGAGAUGGCCUUGCUCGUGGAUACAUAGAUUCCAAGCUUGAGGUGGAUCGAUUUAUCUACAUUACCCUUGAUGGGAACCAGGUCAGAGCUUACCGCACGGGCGAUCGUGUCAGGUACCGACCUAAAGAUGGACAAAUCGAGUUCUUCGGUCGAAUGGAUCAGCAGAUCAAGAUCCGUGGUCAUCGCAUCGAGCCAGCAGAGGUGGAGCAGGCUCUCGCCCGUGAUCCGGCCAUCAGCGAUUCGGCUGUCAUCACUCAGCUCACGGGUGAAGAGGAGCCGGAGCUGGUGGCUUUCUUCUCAUUGAAGGGGAAUGCCAACGGCACCAACGGUGUCAACGGUGUGAGCGAUCCAGACAAGAUGGACGAUGAGCAACAUGCUCUGCUCAUGGAGAGCAAGAUCCGUCACAACCUACAGGCGCUGCUGCCCACUUACAUGAUCCCCUCGCGGAUCAUCCAUGUCGAUCAGCUACCGGUCAAUGCCAACGGCAAGGUUGACCGCAACGAGCUUGCUGUUCGAGCACAGGCAACGCCAAGGACCAGUUCAGUAUCAACCUACGUGGCCCCUCGCAACGAUGUCGAAACUAUCAUCUGUGAGGAAUUCGCAGAUAUCCUCAGCGUUCGAGUCGGAAUCACAGAUAACUUCUUCGACCUAGGUGGACACUCGCUUAUUGCCACCAAGCUAGCCGCCCGCCUCAGCCGUCGACUAGAUACUCGCGUGUCUGUCAGGGAGGUCUUUGACACUCCCGUGGUGGGUCAAUUAGCGGCUUCUAUCCAGCAAGGCUCGACCCCUCAUGAAGCUAUUCCGGCGUUAUCACACUCGGAACCUGUGCAGCAGUCCUUUGCUCAAGGCCGUCUUUGGUUCCUGGACCGUUUCAACCUCAACGCUGCCUGGUACAUCAUGCCAUUCGGCGUUCGUCUUCGCGGACCUCUGCGAGUCGAUGCACUUCAGACUGCAUUGAGGGCUCUCGAAGAACGGCACGAGUUGCUACGCACCACGUUCGAAGAACAGGAUGGCGUUGACAUCUCUGGCGCAGAUGAUGAUCUUGCGAAGCUGAAGGAGGAGCAGCAAGUUCCUUUCAAUCUCUCUACUGACGUCGCUUGGAGGGUAGCACUCUUCAAGGCUGGAGAUAACCACCACAUCUUGUCCAUCGUCAUGCAUCACAUAAUCUCAGAUGGCUGGUCAGUUGACAUCUUCCAGCAGGAGCUUGCCCAAUUCUACUCGGCAGCUGUGCGAGGGCAUGACCCCCUUUCCCAGGUCAACCCGCUCCCCAUUCGCUACCGCGAUUUUGCUGUCUGGCAGAGACAAGAUAAGCAAGUUGCCGUUCACGAAAGCCAACUUCAGUACUGGACAGAGCAGCUCGCGGAUAGCACGCCAGCCGAGAUCCUAACUGACUUCAACCGGCCGAAGGUCUUGUCCGGCGAAGCUGGCACAGUCCCCAUCGUGAUCGAGGACGAGGUUUACGAGAAGCUCUCCCUCUUCUGCCGCAAUCAUCACGUCACCAGCUUCGUCGUACUUCUGGCUGCUUUCCGUGUUGCCCAUUAUCGCCUAACUGGGGCAGAGGAUGCGACCAUCGGCACGCCAAUCGCGAACCGCAACCGCCCCGAGCUUGAGGACUUGAUCGGUUUCUUUGUUAAUACACAAUGCAUGAGAAUCGCUCUCGAAGAGCACGACAACUUCCUGUCAGUGGUGCAAAGAGUUCGCUCAACAGCAGCCAGCGCCUUCGAAAACCAGGAUGUGCCAUUCGAGCGCCUUGUAUCUGCACUUCUGCCCGGCUCCAGAGAUGCCUCCCGGAAUCCCCUCGUUCAACUCAUGUUUGUCGUCCACUCCCAGCGAAAUCUCGGUAAACUGCAGCUGGAGGGCUUGGAAGGCGAACCAACCCCGAUCACCACGACGACCCGCUUCGAUGUUGAGUUCCACCUCUUCGAACAAGACAAGGGCCUCGCCGGAAAUGUCAUCUUCGCAGCAGACUUGUUCGAGGCUGCCACUAUCCGCAGCGUUGUUGACGUCUUCCACGAGAUCCUCCGUCGUGGUCUCGACCAGCCAGACAUCGCAAUUUCCACCAUGCCACUUGUCGAUGGCCUGGCGGCGCUCAACAGCCGUGACUUGCCCGCAGCUGAGGACAUCGAACCUGACUUCGCCGCCGAGGCCUCGGUGGUUGAUAUCUUCCAGGCACAAGUGGUCGCUAACCCAGAUGCCCUGGCUGUGACCGACACAUCCACAAAGCUGACCUAUGCGGAGCUGGAUCAACAAUCCGACCAUGUCGCGGCUUGGCUGUCCAAACAGAAGCUACCAGCAGAGAGCAUGGUUGUUGUUCUUGCGCCACGAUCCUCCGAGACCAUCGUAGCGUGCAUUGGCAUCCUCAAAGCGAACCUCGCAUAUCUCCCCAUGGAUUUCAACGUCCCCGAAGCCCGCCGCCAAGCAACCCUUUCGGAGAUUUCAGGGGAGAAGUUCGUCUUGCUUGGAGCAGGAGUGCCUAUUCCUGAUAACAAGACAGCUGAUGUCAGGAUGGUCCUCAUCAGCGAUAUCAUCGCCACCAAGACGGACAAGUCCUACUUACCCAGCACUCGGCCAUCUACAUCAAGCCUUGCCUAUGUCAUCUUCACAUCAGGCUCGACAGGCCGACCAAAGGGUGUCAUGGUCGAGCAUCGGGGUGUUCUUUCUUUGGUGAAGCAGAACGCUUCAAGAAUACCACAGAGUCUGCGGAUGGCACAUGUUUCCAAUCUCGCCUUCGAUGCUUCCGUGUGGGAGAUAUUCACCACGCUGCUGAAUGGAGGAACGCUUUUCUGCAUCAGCUACUUUACUGUCCUGGACAGCAAAGCACUUUGUGACGCCUUCACCGAUCAUCGCAUCAACAUGGCCCUACUCCCACCGGCCUUGCUCAAGCAAUGUCUUGCAGACGCGCCAUCUGUCCUGAGUUCCCUCGAGGCUCUAUACAUUGGAGGCGACCGCCUUGAUGGAGCUGAUGCAGCCAAGGUCAAGGACCUCGUCAAAGGCAAGGCCUACAAUGCCUACGGUCCCACCGAGAAUUCCGUCAUGAGCACGAUCUAUACCAUCGAGCACGAGACUUUUGCGAAUGGCGUCCCCAUCGGCACAUCUCUAGGCCCCAAGUGCAGAGCCUACAUCAUGGACCAGGAUCAGCAGCUCGUACCAGCAGGUGUAAUGGGAGAGCUUGUCGUUGCCGGCGAUGGUCUCGCACGGGGGUAUACCGAUCCAUCACUGAACACUGGCCGGUUCAUCCACAUCACGAUCGAUGGCAGACAAGUUCGGGCAUACCGGACCGGCGAUCGAGUCAGAUACCGGCCCAGGGACUACCAAAUCGAGUUCUUUGGCCGUUUAGACCAGCAGAUCAAGAUCCGCGGUCAUCGCAUCGAGCCAGCUGAAGUGGAGCAGGCUCUUCUCAGCGACUCAUCGAUCAACGAUGCCGUUGUUGUGUCGGCGCAAAACAAGGAGGGACUCGAAAUGGUUGGCUACAUCACGGCCCAGGCUGCACAAUCCGUCGACAAGGAGGAAGCCAACAACAAGGUGCAGGAGUGGGAGGCUCAUUUCGACUCGACUGCAUAUGCCAACAUUGGGGCUAUUGAUCGCGAUGCCCUCGGACAGGACUUCUUAUCCUGGACAUCCAUGUACGACGGCUCAUUGAUUCCCCGGGAAGAGAUGCAGGAAUGGCUCAGCGACACUAUGCACUCACUCCUCGACAACCAGCCACCCGGAAGAGUGCUCGAGAUCGGAACUGGUACCGGUAUGGUGCUUUUCAAUCUCGGCAGGGUUGAGGGACUACAGAGCUAUGCCGGUCUUGAGCCCUCGCGCUCCGUCACUGCCUGGGUUAACAAGGCAAUCGAAACUUUCCCAAGCCUGGCAGGAAGCGCCCGAGUCCACGUUGGAACCGCUGAGGAUGUCAGCUCCAUCAAUGGACUGCGUGCCGAUCUCGUUGUGAUCAACUCGGUCGCCCAAUACUUCCCAAGUCGAGAAUAUCUCGCUGAGCUGACGGCCAACUUGAUUCGGCUGCCCGGCGUCAAGCGUAUUUUCUUCGGCGACAUGAGAACCUAUGCCACCAAUAAGGACUUCUUGGUGGCACGAGCAGUCCAUACCCUAGGGUCCAAUGCAUCUAAGGCCAUGGUUCGACAACAAGUGGCCAAGCUUGAAGAUGACGAGGAAGAGUUGCUUGUUGACCCUGCCUUUUUCACCAGCCUGAACGACCAGUUCCCUGACGAAAUCAAGCACGUCGAGAUUCUGCCAAAGAGGAUGGCCGCGACCAACGAACUCAGCUCUUACCGAUAUGCUGCUGUCAUUCAUGUGGGAGGCCACGAGAUGCUGAAUGGGGAGGAUGAGGAUAAGCAAUGGGCUGUCAAGGAUAUCGAUCCGAAGGCCUGGGUGGACUUCGCCGGCACGAGGAUGGACCGUCAGGCUCUCUUGCAGCUCCUCCAGGACCGCCAACGUGGCGAUGACGUUGUUGCCGUCAGUAACAUCCCAUACAGCAAGACCAUCAUGGAGCGCCAUCUGUCUCAGUCACUUGACGAUGACGAGGACGGCACUUCAGAUGCAGACGGAACGGCCUGGAUAUCGGCAACUCAAUUACGGGCGAAGGAAUGCCCUGCUCUCUCUGUGGCCGACCUGAUUGAGAUUGGUAAGGGGAUCGGCUUCCAAGUUGAGACCAGCUGGGCUCGACAACACUCCCAGCGCGGCGGACUCGAUGCUGUUUUCCACCGAUUCGAAAAACCAAGACACUCGGGUCAUGUCAUCUUCAGGUUCCCAACUGAACACAAGGGCCGGUCUCCGAGCAGUCUCACGAAUCGCCCGCUACACCUGGUUCAGAGCCGUCGGCUGGAGGCAAAGGUCCGCGAGCGGCUGCAAUCGCUACUUCCAUCGUACAUGAUUCCCUCUCGGAUCAUGUUGCUCGAUCAGAUGCCUCUCACGUCCAACGGCAAGGUGGAUCGCAAGAAGCUCGCUCGACAAGCCCGGGUCAUCCCAACAAUUGCCGCAAGCACGUUGGACUUUGUGGCGCCACGCACGGAAAUCGAGGUCGUCCUCUGCGAAGAAUUUACCGAUCUACUAGGCGUCAAGGUCGGUAUUACAGACAACUUCUUCGAGUUGGGCGGCCAUUCGCUGCUGGCCACGAAACUGAGCGCACGUCUAAGUCGCAGACUGGACGCCGGUGUCACUGUGAAGCAGGUCUUUGACCAGCCAGUACUUGCUGAUCUUGCUGCUUCUAUUCGUCAAGGCUCGUCCCGUCACAGGCCUAUCCCGUCUUUACCCUACGAAGGGCCCGUGGAGCAGUCCUUUGCUCAGGGGCGCCUGUGGUUCCUCGACCAGUUCAACAUCGAUGCCUUGUGGUAUCUUAUGCCACUUGCACUUCGCAUCCGCGGGCCGCUGCAAGUUGACGCCCUCGCUGCUGCCCUGGUGGCGCUUGAAGAGCGUCAUGAAUCUCUGCGCACAACGUUUGAGGAACGAGACGGAGUCGGCAUCCAAGUGGUGCAACCCCUCCGCGUGACCAAGGAUAUCCGGAUCAUCGACGUGUCCGGCAUGCGGGACAACGACGCCUACCUCGAGCCAUUGCAGAAGGAACAGCAGACUCCUUUCGACCUUGCUUCAGAGCCUGGCUGGAGGGUAGCGCUGCUGAAACUUGGAAAGGAUGACCACAUCCUCUCUAUUGUCAUGCACCACAUCAUCUCCGACGGGUGGUCUACUGAAGUCUUGCAAAAGGAACUCAGUCAAUUCUACUCAGCAGCGAAAUCCGGGAAAGCCCCCUUAUCGCAGGUUGCCCCGCUUCCUAUCCAGUAUCGCGAUUUUGCUGUCUGGCAGAGACAAGAGGAACAGGUCGCCGAGAGUCAAAGGCAGCUCGACUACUGGAAGAAGCAGCUUGCGGACAGCAGCCCGGCCGAGCUCUUGGCCGACUACACCAGGCCGAACGUACUGUCUGGAGAGGCAGGCAGCGUGUCCUUCGUCAUCAACGAUUCAGUUUACAAGAACCUCCUCUCCUUCUGCCGGUCUCGCCAAGUAACAACCUUUGCGACUCUACUGGCAGCGUUCCGCGCCGCUCACUAUCGAAUGACCGGGUCAGACGACGCAACCAUCGGCACGCCAAUUGCCAAUCGCAACAGGCCUGAGCUUGAAAACUUGAUCGGCUGCUUCGUCAAUACCCAGUGCAUGCGCAUCACCAUCGGCGACGAUGAGACAUUUGAAUCACUGGUACAGCAGGUACGGUCUACCACCGCGACAGCCUUCGAGAAUCAAGACGUUCCGUUUGAACGAAUCGUUUCCGCCCUCAGCGCCGGGUCCAGGGAUACGUCCCGAAACCCCCUGGUACAGCUGCUCUUUGCGGUUCAUUCUCAACAAGGCCUAGGCAGGAUCCAGCUCGACGGCGUAGUCGAUGAGCCGGUUCCGUCGACCGCUUCGACUCGGUUCGAUCUCGAAUUCCACGCCUUCCAAGGGGCCGACCGGCUCAAUGGAAGCGUCAUGUUUGCCACGGACCUGUUCCAGCCCGAGACCAUCCAAGGCUUCGUUGCGGUUGUCGAAGAGGUCCUACAGCGUGGCCUGGAACAGCCACAGAGCCCCAUCGCAACCAUGCCGCUGGCCGAAGGCAUCGCCCAGCUCCGAGAUGCCGGCGCGCUGCAGACGCCAAAGUCCGAUUACCCUCGCAACGCGUCACUCGUCGAUGUCUUCCAGCAGCAGGCUGCUGCCAGCUCGUCAGCUGUCGCCGUCACUGACUCGACCUCCAAGCUGACGUAUGCCGAGCUGGAUCGACUCUCCGACCAAGCUGCUUCCUAUCUGCGUCGGCAGCAACUCCCGGCGGAGACGAUGGUGGCCGUUCUCGCACCACGCUCGUGCGAGACCAUCAUCGCGUUCCUGGCUAUUCUAAAAGCAAACCUUGCCUACAUGCCUCUCGACGUCAACACGCCUUCUGCUCGCAUGGAAGCCAUCCUAUCGUCCGUCCCAGGGCGUAGUAGGCUCAUCUUGGUCGGCUCGGGUGUCCGCCAUGCUGAUGUCAAAGUACCCAACGCAAAGACGAUGCUGAUCAGCGACGUGGUUACCGGAACUGAUGCUAUUGGCACUCCCGAACCUCCGGUUGUCCGACCCGGUGCCACAAGUCUCGCAUAUGUCAUCUUCACCUCAGGGUCAACGGGCAAGCCAAAGGGUGUCAAGGUGGAGCACCGUGCCAUCAUGCGCCUUGUGAAGGGCAGCAACGUCGUGGCUCACAUGCCACCGGCGACACGGAUGGCCCACCUCACGAACAUCGCAUUCGACGUUUCACUGUUCGAGAUGUGCGCAACGCUCCUCAACGGCGGAACUCUAGUCUGCAUUGACUACCUGACCCUUCUUGACAUGACCAUGCUCCGCGAGACCUUUGAGCGUGAGCAGGUUCGCGCAGCCAUCUUCCCGCCAGCACUCCUGCAACAGUGCUUGAUCAACAUGCCCGAUGCGAUCGGCAUGUUGGAGGCUGUUUACGUUGCCGGUGAUCGCUUCCACUCCCGCGACGCCCACGCAACCCAAGCGCUGGCCGGGCCUCGUGUGUACAACGCGUAUGGCCCAACUGAGAACGCAAUCCUUAGCACGAUAUAUAACAUCGAUAAGCACGACCCGUAUGUAAACGGUGUUCCUAUCGGUAGCGCUGUCAGCAAUUCAGGGGCCUACGUCAUGGAUCGCAAUCAGCAGCUUCUCCCUCCCGGUGUGAUGGGGGAGCUGGUUGUUACAGGAGAGGGUAUAGCUCGCGGCUAUACCGACUCAAGUCUCGAUACGGACCGCUUCGUCACCGUCACCAUCGAUGGCCAGCGCCAGAGAGCGUACCGCACGGGUGACCGGGUGCGAUAUCGACCAAAGGGAUUCCAGAUCGAGUUCUUCGGCCGCCUGGACCAGCAGGCCAAGAUUCGCGGCCACCGUGUUGAACUGGGCGAGGUCGAACAUGCUCUGCUCAGCCAGAAGUCAGUCACUGAUGCAGCUGUCGUGCUCCGCACCAUGGAAGAGCAAGACCCGCAGCUGGUUGCCUUUGUGACUACUGAUCACAAAUAUCGCUCGGGUUCGAGCAACGAAGAGGAGGAGGAUCCGUACGCCACACAAGCAGCAAGCGAUAUGCGCAAGCGACUCCAGUCGCUUCUGCCAUACUACAUGGUCCCGUCCCGGGUCACGAUACUCAGGCAAAUGCCCCUCAACGUCAACGGCAAGGUUGACCGAAAAGACCUCGCUCGGCGGGCCCAGAUUACUCCGGCAGCAAGCAGCUCGGGCCCCGUGCAUGUGGCUCCUCGCAACGAGACCGAGGCAGCAAUCUGCGACGAGUUCGAGACCAUACUCGGAACCAAGGUGGGAAUCACGGACAACUUCUUCGAACUGGGCGGGCACUCACUCAUGGCCACCAAACUCGCUGCUCGGCUCAGCCGCCGGAUGGGCCUUCGCAUAUCCGUCAAGGAUCUGUUUGAUGAUCCUGUUCCUGUUUCUCUCGCCGGCAAGCUGGAACAGCAGCAGAGGUUCUCGGAAGAAGAUGAUGAAAGCUCGGCAGUUGGCAUUGUCCCCUUCCAACUCCUCCCCACGGAAAUGUCGAGAGACAUCAUCCAGCGUGAUGUUGUACCUCAGAUUGAGAACGGUCACAGCACACCCCUGGACAUGUAUCCAGCCACGCAGACGCAGAUCUUCUUCCUGCAUGACAAAGCAACGGGACACCCACCCACGCCGCCACUGUUCUCCUUGGACUUCCCCGAGAACGCCGACUGCCGUCGUCUGGCAAGCGCCUGCGCCGCUCUCGUCCAACACUUUGACAUAUUCAGAACCGUGUUCGUGUCAAGAGGCGGCCGCUUCUACCAAGUUGUUCUUGCUCAUCUCGAUGUACCUGUCGAGGUCAUUGAGACCGAGCAAGAGUUGGACGAGGCUGCCCUCGCGCUGCAUGAAGCAGACAAGCAGCAGCCCCUGCGUCUGGGACUUGCGAUGCUGCGGAUCGCCAUCCUCAAGAGACCGGGAGCCAAGGUGCGACUUGUUCUCCGAAUGUCCCAUGCCCUGUACGACGGCCUGAGUCUUGAACACAUCGUCAACGCUCUGCAUGCCUUGUACAGCGGUAAGCACCUUGCGCAAGCGCCCAAGUUUGGUCUCUACAUGCAGCACAUGGCUAGCCGACGUGCGGAGGGCUACAAUUUCUGGCGAUCAAUUCUUCAGGGCUCUUCAAUGACAUCGCUUAAGCGCUCUGCCGGCGCCCUCGAGGCCAUGACGCCGUCCGCCGCCGGUACAUGGCAGACGUCAAAGUCCAUCAGGAUCCCUCCUUCGGCACUCAAGAACGGCAUUACGCAGGCGACCCUCUUCACCACCGCCGUCUCUCUCCUUCUCGCCAAGCAUACCAAGUCGAGGGACGUCGUCUUCGGCCGCGUCGUAUCUGGACGACAGGAUCUAUCCGCAAACUGUCAAGACAUGGUGGGACCUUGCAUCAACGAGGUGCCAGUGCGCGUCCGGAUCGACGAGGGCGACGGCAUGGAUGGUCUGCUGCGCGCCAUUCAGGACCAGUACACCAGCAGCUUCCGGCACGAGACUCUGGGCUUCCAAGAAGUGAAGGAGAACUGCACGGAUUGGCCUGAUGCGACCAACGAGUUCGGCUGCUGCAUUGCCUUCCAGAACCUCAACCUGCAUCCCGAGGCCGAGGUUGAAGGGCAGCAGAUUCGCCUGGAGGGUUUGCCAGCAAAGCCAGCACAGGAUCAAGCACGCCAGGCCAAUGGUCAUGGCACGAACGGCACGAACGGCAAGAAUGGCAAGAAUGGCACUAUUGAUACCCAUGCCAACGGUACCAAUGGCAGCAACGGCGUCAAUAGUCUCGACAGCAACGUGGUUUCAGCCGCUGGCGAUCAACCUCCUGUUCACGAUCUGGACAUUGUUGGCAUGCCGGAGCCCAACGGCAGCGUCAUGAUUGGCAUUGGUGCGAGCCGGCAGAUCUUUGGAGACAAGGUCGUGGGCAGAAUGCUCAAUGACCUUUGCGAGACAAUGCUCGCUUUGAGCAGAACAUAG
Molecule: messenger RNA, 45693 nt
Organism: Fusarium falciforme
Lineage: Eukaryota; Fungi; Ascomycota; Sordariomycetes; Hypocreales; Nectriaceae
Product: Cyclosporine synthetase
Exons: 4
Coding region: 1-45693 (15230 amino acids)
Biological process (GO): amino acid activation for nonribosomal peptide biosynthetic process; secondary metabolite biosynthetic process
Cellular component (GO): cytoplasm
Molecular function (GO): catalytic activity; phosphopantetheine binding
Source: RefSeq, a predicted model, not a curated record